Messenger RNA from Xyrichtys novacula (pearly razorfish), 74362 nucleotides. The record is from the annotation of a GenBank genome assembly. NCBI's taxonomy places the organism in Eukaryota, Metazoa, Chordata, Actinopteri, Labriformes, Labridae.
GGUAAGAAUUGGCCUUUGGGUUUUGUUAUGGAAGGGUGGUUGGUUUGGGUGAAACUUGUAGUUCUACUGUUGUUGUUGAAGUUGUAAACUGUUUUUGAAAAAAAAAUGUUAAUGAAUAAAUUGUUUUAAAAAAUGUAUUUGACCCUAAAAAGCAAAUGUCUUCGGGAUUACACUCCAUGUUAGAGCAUGUUAGCAUCACUACUCUGAUCCAGGAUUUUCCAUUUUCAUCUCUCACUUGCAGCCAGUUCACCCUGUGUGUGUAUGGGAUAAUAUUAAGAGUAUCUUACUUUAAUGCAACAUACAUAAAAACACAGGCCUACCAUUAUGACCAUGUGCACUAAAGGUUGUGUGAAAGUGUCCCUCUGCAGCUACCAUCAGGUGCUGCUGCUGCUUAAAUUGCAUUGACGCAGAACCCUCCUUUGCAUGGAUAAGUGUUGUGCAGGUCGUUGAAGUCACAGCAGUUAGUGUUGUUUAAAACAAGAGAAAAAGUGUGCCCUCUGCACCACGUCACCAGCACACUGACAGACAGACAGCUCGCAGUUUCCAUUCACAAUAUUGACAGCCCCCACCUCCACCACCACCACCAAAUCCCCCACCCCUUCCGCACAGCAGAUGCUGUGACGGGCGCCAUGAUGAUGAUCUGGGAUUUUGCCUGCAGCAGCAGCAACCAGAGACGGUAGAAUGUGCUGAGAUGGGCCGCCUGCAGUAAAGUUAUGGAUGGAAACGGGCUAUGGAAGGACAAAGAUGGCCGAGGAGUCAGCCAUACACGCAUGCGCUGACAUCACAGGACACAAGAUAUUUAUUAUAAUAUAUAUUUUUUAUAUCAUCAACAUCAAAAGUAAACUAAAAACAAACAAACAUAACAAGUGAGAAUGUUGAAAACAACAAUAACAACAGGGGAGAGUGGGGUAGGAUGAGCCAUUUUUCACAUUUCGGAUCACUAUAUCAAAGUAAUCUUAGUUUUAUCUCUUACUAGUGUAUCUGCAUAUAUUUCAAGAUGCUGUUCAUCCCUGCAAACCAACAGAAUGAGUGUAAACACAACUGUCUUGAUUAUAAAGCAUGACAAAAAAAAGUGGUCUCCUAAGGUCAACUUACCCCGUGUAUGGAGGUAAAUAACAGCCACUUCUUCACAUGCAUGUGUAUUUUUAUUGUUUAUAUGCUAUUUAACAGGCACAAUAAUUCAUUUUAAUUAUUAUUAUUGCAUAUAACUGCUAAAAAGCUGUUUUGUAAGUCAUUUUAACACGAGAAUGUCUUUAAGUGAUUCAGAACAUUCACAGCUGUAUUUUUGAAAAGAAAAAAAAUAAAUCUGAACUGAAACUCUGAUCCUCUCAGAAUCAGAAAUACUUAAAUAAUAGUGCCCAGAGGGGAAUUGCUUUCGUUACAGUACUCCAGUGCAAAUACAGGAAAAGAGGCGAUAAAUAAUAGAUAAAAUUAAAGAUAAAAUAAGUUAAAAUAUAGAGAUAAUAUACAAGUAUUUACACUAUAAACAACACAAAUAGUGACAUUGUAUGCAUUCUUAUCAGACUUCUUUACUUUCUCAGUUACCCUAGAACUACUAUGAUGACUUCUAAUCUAAACUGGUGGACUUUUAUGUUAGGUUUUGAACUCAUUGGAGCUCAUAGAUACCAUAAUUGAUGUAUAAAACUAUUAAAAAAUGAUCUUUUUUGGUCUGAACACAAUUCUAAUCAAAUUUAAGACAGACUAAAUUCACUUCCAGGAGUGAAAAAUGUCUAACCCCUUCAGCCAUGUGCUUCUUACCUUCACAGACUCCAUGAAUUGAUGCCCGUCUCCUAAAUAUUUGGUCACAUUAACAAUUUCUUUUACAGUUUCCAAGCAACUGAGGGUGGCUCAACCUAUCCCAGUCUUCCCUAUUUAUAAAAAUAUCUCUUUAAAAGUAUGACGCUACAACUAAAACAUUCUUUAUUAUUGAAGAAACUAUCUUAAUAAGCGUUAUAACUCAGUUAAUCGACAUGUAAAUGCACCGUUUGGAGGUUAGCAUCCAUUUGUAUCCCAUUCAUGUUUUACAGUUGAAUCCCUCUUCCCAGAAUCCAGCGCGACGUUACCGAUGGUGUUGUUCGUUGUGUCAUCUCCGCUGUGGAGAGUCUCUGUCAUCAAGCUGCUGGUAGCUUGACUGUGCAAAGACGGCGAGAAGCGACCGACCGGCGGGGGAGGCAGGCAAAGCAAAGGAAAGGAAAGGACAGGGGGGGGAAUUUAGGUUGUGUCCCGUAUUUGGAAUAAGCAAGACAGGACGUGAAACGGGCUACUCUUUAACCUUCAAGAGAAAAAGAAAGAAAACGGACCUGCAUUUUUCACUGCUAACUUGUGUGGAAGUCCUGAACUAACUGAAGAAACUACAGAGACAUUUCCAGGACGGAGAAUGGGAUUUAAAGAACAUAUCUGAGAAAACAAGGGAAUUAUUUUUCCACUUGGAGGAAAAGCAUCCACUCAGAAUAAGUUACGCUCUUUUAUUUAACGCAGUUCUUGUUCAUUUUCGCCUUUUUUCCACUCCGGGGAUCAGCGAUGGCUUCGAGGAGCCACGAAAAGUAACGUUUACGUUAGCUCGGCGGCGGUUAGCUGGAAAAGCUAACCUUAGUUAGCACGGCUGCUAACUAAGCCUGUGUCGCCCUUCCAUUCCUGGAGCAGAGGAGGGGCACCGGGGCUUUGUAGCAUUGCAGAUCUGCCUUGCAUUUUUUUUGUGGGUUCCUGCUGCAAGAAAUGGAGGAUCCCAAAACAACUCAGGGGGAUUUUCUGAUUGAUUUUCGAUUUUAAAGCCCGAAAAGCUGCCAAGCUAACAUCUGAAUUCCAUCAUUAUCAGCCGGCCCGGGGCAACCAGGGUCUGGAGAAUUGGGACUAACGUUACUUCAUUUCGUCUAUGCCCCCCUUAGGGAGAGGUUUUUAUAAAAUGAGGGGGUUUUAUCCACCUCUUGGAUACUGGAUCUCCGAGUAGACAAUCAUGAACAGCUCGAUUUUCAGCUUCAGUUUGCCCUAAAGUUGAAGUUUUAUUAUUUUCUACAUACAUUCAAGGUGAGAGAACUUCUCUACAGGCCCCUCUGCGCCAGCUUGAAAAAAACAAACCAAGGAGGUGUUUUUUUUUUAUUCAUUUCCACCAUUAGUUCAAAAAGCCAAUAAUCGGGAAUAAUCAUGUCUGGAGAGGUUCGUUUGAAGAAGCUGGAGAAGCUGAUCCUGGACGGGCCAGCUCAGGCUAAUAGUCAGUGUCUGAGUGUGGAGACCCUGCUGGAUAUCCUGGUGUGUCUCUACGAUGAGUGCAACAACUCCCCGCUCAGAAGAGAGAAGAAUAUCACCGAGUUUUUGGACUGGGGUGAGUUAAACUUGUCUUUUUUAAAGGUAGGAUAAUAAGGUUGUAAUGUUGGUGGUGGUGGUGCAGUGGCCCUCCCUUCCCCUCACAUUCCUUUUAUAGUAGUAGUGGGGCUCAGUUGGCCUGCUCUGCUCUCACUCAAACACUCCCUUUAAAACUAGAAGUAUAGAGAUUUUAGUCCUCUGUAGUCAAACCUGACAUAAAUCAAACAUGAGACAUGUCUAAUUACUGUAAACAGAUUAAUCAAGUUGACUAUAAUGACAGAACAAAUGAGGGAACUCUACUUACUGUUUACAUUCAUGCUACUUUUGUAUUUUUUGUGUACAUACUUGUAUAUUAUCUCUUCAUUUUUACUUAUUUUAUCUUUUAUUUAUCUCCUCUUUCUACUUAUUUGCACUGGAGUUACUGUGACAAAAAGCAAUGGGUAUUGUUAAGGUAUUUCUGAUUCUAAAAUCACUUAAAGAUCUCCAAAAAUGACCUCUGUCGUCAAACCAAACACAAAUCAAACAUGAGACAUGUCUAAUUACUGUAAACAGACGCAUUGAGUUGACUAUAAUGAGAGAACAAAUGAGGGAACUCUACUUACUGCUUACAUGCAUGCUACUUGACUAUUCUUUGUGUACAUACUUGUAUAUUUAUCUCUUUAUUUUUACAUAACUAUUUCUAUGUUUUUUUCUUGUUUUUACUUAUUUUAUUUAUUUAUCUCAUUAUUUUUUACUUAUUUUUACUUUAUUUUUAUCCAUAUUUUAUCUCCUUAUUCUGCACUGGAGUUAUUGUGUCAAAAAGCAAUUUUCUCCCUGGAGAUUAUUAAAGUAUUUCUGAUUUUAAAAACACUUAAAGAUCUCCAAAAGGUUCACUUUUUAUGUAAAUCCAAAAUUACUGGGCAUUUUUUAGUUGCUUAUUUGGGCUUGAGAUGAACUGAUCCAUUUUUUUCGAUCCAUUCUGAUACCGAUACCCGGUCUGAGUGUAUCGGCCCAUAUUUGAUACUGAUCCUAUAGACCAGACCUGGGCAUUUUAUGGCCCAAGGGCCAAAUCCGGCCCCUUGGAUGUCCCUGCCUGGCAUUUCGUGAAGUCCGUCCAUCAAAUCAUCAACAUGCUAUACAAGUGUGUUGCUUUUAUUUUGAAAACCUAGCUGUUGUUUUAUUUCCAUUUGGACACACUUGCAAAUGUAAGAUCAGUGCAUCCCUAAUUUUUACUUUUCUUAUUUGAUCUAUUAUUUAUCUCCUCUUUCUGCUUAUUUGCACUGGAGUUACUGUGACAAAAAGCAGUUUCCCCCUGGGGAUUAUGAAGGUAUUUCUGAUUCCGAAAUCACUUAAAGAUUUUUUAAUAUAAAUCCAGGAAUGAUCUAAUGAAGAUGCACCAGGAUCACCCAAACCAUCAUUUAAUCUUAUGGAAAUGCACUCAAAGUAGCUGCCUCUCUGUCAGCCUCAGCUUAAACGACCUUUGCAUGCCGGUUUGUUUUCCUUUUUCUGGGUGUGUUGGAGAAAGCUUGUUGAUAUCUCACCUCCUUCUCUCUCUCUUUCUCUUAUCAGAUAGUCAUUGUUAUGAAGAAUAGUUGCCAUUGCAGCAGAAAGAUCCGAGUUGAGCACCCUCUAUAGUUCACUCAAGAUCUGAUAAGUUGAUUAAUAAUCAGGAAGAGGGAUCGUGGAGAUAAACGUUGUUUUGUAACUUUCCCUGGUCGCUUUUUUAGAGCGAGGUUAGAAAAAAAAAACAACACACAGGAGGCAAAAGGACCACACACACAUGUACACACACACACUAUCACAAACAACUCAAUCACUUGUGCAGAAGGAUUGUGUGUGUGUGUGUGUACGUGUGUGACACCAGGGGUUUGGUUUGUGCAUGAAGCAGGAAUGUGAACAACUCACCUUUUUUAUCUGGCGCAGAGGCCUAGCUAGCUGCUGGAGCAUGCCUGGCUGGCCUGCUUGUCUUUUAAAAGCCCCGAUUGAAGAAGAAGAAGAAGUGCUGCAGCAGUUUGGAGUCAGCAAGGAGACAAAUUAAUAAUACAGAAGGCAUUAAGAAGGCAAAGUGUAAAGGGAAGGGAGCAGAGUUUGGAGGAUCUUUUCAGCAUGUUUUUUGAUUUUUCCAAACAAGUGUCAAAGGUGGGGUAGUCAGGAUCUGAUUAAGUUUUCGGGAGAAAUCUUGAAUGUAAACUCGACCCCUCCCAACCAGUUUUUCCCCUCAGUUCCUCCUCGCCCCUCCAUCUCUGCUCCAACAAGCCCCGCCCACAAAUACGCUCGCUCUUAUCGUUCCAAUUAAAUUCAGAUAUAAUGCAGAUAAAUACUUCAGAUAAUUACAAAUGGGGUCCAGUCAACGUGAAAGUAAAAAGUAUUGGUGCAACUGUAGAUGCCAACAGACUACCAGCAAACACAGUGUUUGCAGGACUUCUACAACGAGGAUAAAGUGACAUAGUCCAGGACCCGAGGACAACAGUUCAGCGGCGCUACAACACGCUUGUUGACCCAGCUAUUUAGCUCCUGCUACCUCCGUUUUAAGCGUCCGUUAUUCUGCCAGAGUCUCCAGACAAUUCAGACAAUUUUCCGAACUUUCUGGUUGGUUUCUGCUGUCCGAUAUUGUAGCACGCUAACUUUGUUUGGGCUCCUGAAUGACACGGGGGAGCAGCGUCUGCCUCACAACCAAUCAGGUCGGGGAGGUGGAGAACGGCUUUGUUUACAGUCAGAAAGAGCGGGCCGCUCAACAAUUUAAAAUGUUGACUACUCAGACAUAAGAGAACACAGUGAUAACAUUAUAUUACCAAAUGUCAUCAAUAACUAAUAGCUAUUGACUGAUAUUAAAAGCUUUUUUGUAUAUAAACCACAAAAAAAAAGAUUCCUGCCUACCCCGUUAAAGGGGCAGCCGCUACUGGUAUUAGGGCAGCAGUGUCAGACAGGAUGGUGGUGAAAUCACUGAAAUGGUGGUAAAUUUUAGCUGCAGCUGUUAAGUCCCACAAGCCACAAUCUGGAUAAUCCAUUCUUUGCUCAAAUAUGUACAAAUCCUGUCUGUAAAACUAACCAAAGCAGCAGGAUUGGGCGAUAAAUCUGUCAUCAAAGGGACAGACGAAAACUUUCCUGCUCGAUUUGAAGUCAAACACUCAUAUUUGUUUCUGAUUUUCACUCUUCCUCUUAGAGCUCCCUGCAGCUCUCUUACAUCUCGAGGUGCCCUGUUUCGGGUGCCAAGUUGUGACUUCAUCCUGACAUUUCCCUGUGUUGACACGACAAACUUUCUGACUGAGCUCACCCAGACACAACACACAACGUGCAGAUGUAACCGCCGCGCCGUCACAGUCGCCGUGUUCUCGCUCGUUACUGUGUUCGACUCCCGGGGGGAUUUGCAUGAGAAUCCUCCGGUCCUCUUCAGUUAUAAUCAGUUAAUUGAAUUAAGCCAGAGUGUUUAUACACAUAAGUCAGUGGAGCUGAAGUUUAAAAGAAAUGAAAUGAGUUGUUUAUCCUAGUCAGUUAGCCCUCGUUUAGGAGCCCCGAGGGAGUUUUUUUUGCAUUGUGUCUGCUGUUGCGUCGCUCUGAAAGAACAAUAACAAACAUCAGAGAGAGGCAUAUAUUAAAACGGAAGGUUCAUCCCUGUCCCCGAGAAACUAGUCGACUGUGAAAACAGGAGUUUACUUUGAUGUGUAGAGCUGGGAACAGUUUAAAUUUGUAUAAGUAGCUUAAAGGAAGACAGAAAUACAGAGUCUGAGCAGCACAGUCUGAAUUGAUAAACCGUGGUGUCUCUUUUGCCUCCUUGGUUUGUAGAAAUUGGGGAUAUUUAGUAAAACCUAAUGCUUAUAUUUUUGAUGAUGCACCCUUUUAUCAGGGAAAUGAUGGUGGCCUAUAAGGACAAAUAAGGUAGUUCUUCUGCCUUAGCGUCUCAGUCUGAUUACAUUUCCAUGAAGAAAUGAUCAUAAAUGUUCUUCCUCGAGCUGCGUCACCCCACUGUAGUUCAUGAUGGACUGGCCUGAGGUCUCGCUACAAACAAGUGGCUGCUGGAAGAGAGUAGGUGAGUUGUAUUAAGUCUCUUGGCUAAAGUUAAAAAGAUGUUUGGUGGCUAGUACUAUGGCUAGUACCCUAUAUGUACUGUUGAUGAAGUUAGGUGCUGUUCUGAGCAUUAUUUGUGGCUAUAGAGUGGCGUUUUGGUUGAGGUUUGUUUAUGGCUCCUCAGACCGCUGUGUAUUGCUAUCCUGCGGUCGUUACUUAAGUUGGUAUAACUAGAGAAGCAAGCGGUCGGCAACAUUCAUCUCUCGAGGGGGGUUUAACUCGAUGUUACAGUGUGUUUGACCCUAAAUUAGUUUUACGCUGGAAUAUCCUUUUAACAUUACUCACUGUGCCUUUAAUGUGCCAUUAGAAAACCUGGUUAGAAUAUUGUUUAAACUCUAGCUGGAGAGAUGCAGUCAGUGCUUCUUAGCAAGAUGAUGCAGCAGCUUAGAGGUCGGCUGCAGCCAUUUAUUAUCAUUAUUAGUUUAUGAUGAUGAUGAUAAAGGAAGGAUGAAGGACGAGACGUCUGCUGAUUCAUUUAGACACCGCAUCAAUCUGAAAGGAUGUCGUAUGAAGAACGGUGAUGUUCACUGUGUGGGAUUUUGUCUGUGGCUUUUACGUGCUUCAACGUUACCCAUGAAAAUAAAACACUGAGCCACAGAAAUACUGAGCUGACAGUCGUAAUAACCCGACUCGUGGUUCAGCGAUGGGAUAAUGCACGUCUGCUUGACAGUCCACCACACCUUAUUGGUGCAGCUGUCAAUAAAAAAAGAUGCUUAAAUGGAGAUCAAGUCUUAUCCUGUUCUUCAAAGAUUUCUCUAAAGUGUCACCACUCCCAUGUUUUCAGGAUAAUCAGCUAUACAGUCAAAGGAAAAAUGCACACCUGCUGCUGCACAUGCAACACCUUUUGAGGAAUUUAGACAUGAGAAGUUGUAUAGUUAUUACAGCUACUUUUUUAAUCCUAGUGUGAACAAAUACUCAGUUAAUUCCUACACACAAAACGACGAGGUUUAAGAUGGGCGCAUGAAACCUAAGACCUCCUCCUCAGCUUUAAAAGCCCCUCAGAGGCGACCUCUGCAGCUGCACUCUGCCCUGACAGGAAGAGUCAGCGCGGCUUGCUUACCCAGGCCCUGUGUUCCUUAUUGCUGCAGCGAGCCGGUGCAGCAGCGCUCCCUUUUCUUCUCAAGAAUGUACAUGAGCCGGAGAAGAAACAAAUGUUUGGAUUGGGGUAGCGUUUCUUCUUGUUUGGUGACCUCAUUUCAGCUGAAAUGGAGACCCCUACAUGACCUGAAGCCACAUGGGAAACGAACACGGGAAAGUACGCUGUAGCCUGACUCCCUCGCCUAACAACCUGGUUUAUGAAAUAUAUCUUUGUGUCUGUUGACAUCCUAAUAUUGUAUGAUAUAUUUAUAUUUUUUAAAUGACAUAAUCUCAGUGUUUCUUUACUGUUUAUUUACUGCAAACACUGAAGGAGAGGAGACAGACAGAUUGGGCAGAGUCAGACUUUUACACCGUCAUUCUGUUGUUCCCCCCUGAUCUCCCGCCCUGUUUUGGGGAACUGAUCGCCUGGCAGCUGCAAACGGGCCGCCGUGCCAGCCCACAGUAAGCAAACAUGGAGGAGGCAGUCUGACCUUUUCUGCAUCCAGACUCGGCGUUAGCCUGCAGUGGCCAGCUGUUCAGCUGCAGCUGAUGUGAGCUCCACCCUGCAAGGCUUUGGUUGGCAGCAUGCCUCACACACUACUCGCCGUGGAGACUUGCACACACACACACACACACACAAUUAUUAUUGUGGUUUUGUCUAACAAGGCUAUCUGAUAGUUCAAAGACUGAAGUUCAUCCUUGUUAAUACCGUCACUGAAAAGGCUUUAAGUGCCGACAUUGUCAGAAGAACCUGAAUCCAAAAAAAAAAAGAUUUUGUGUCGUUUGGUUUUAAAUUCUGCUCAGCCAGCUCCACCCCGCCAAGAACAAACAAGACUGUAUGCAAGGCUAGCAUUUUCACCGUUUGGCUUCAUAUACAUUGUGCGUGCUUGCAGACUUUGAUCAGCCCCUCACUAUACUUAGACGGGGUAAAGUGGGCAGAAAAUGCCCCGUAGUUAACAUUUUGGUGGUUGUUAAAAAAAGAAUGGAGAGUUGAUAGUGAGGAUGAGGAGUUAACGGUGCAGUCGUGUUGGGCGGUAUGAACAAAAUCUGAUAUCAUGGUAUGAGUAAUUUCAUAUUACGGUAACUGUAUAUAUCACAGUAUGUUUUUUGCCUCCUGUAAAUUAAAUUAAUGGCUUCAAAAUAAGCAUACUGUCGCAUUUGUUCAUUUUCCUUGGAUUUUUAUACAAAUGCAAACAAAAUUCCAGACCAGUUUGGCGAUUUUCUAUCAUAUGUUGUACCUUUGGCGAAAGACUCUGCCAAGCACUUUUGUAUGAGAGGAGCUGCUGCAGCUUUAGUUGUUGCAGCGGGUGCGUCACGCAUCUUUUGGGUCCCAUAAUAGAGCUUGGCGUGUUUCAUCUAGUGGCAGAAGAGGAUCAUUGUCAGAUUUUCUAAACCCGAAGGAUCUUCCGACAACUGAUAUCGCGGCUCGGUUCCUCCUCUUCUUCCUCGUGUUGGGUGGGUUGGGCUGCCUCCAUUUGCUUAGUACUGACACUGAUCUCCGCGUUUGCCGUGACCACCACCAGUGAAGCUGUUUCUUCUUCGUCGAAACUUUACCAAGCAGUCUGCUGGACACGCUGGUGAUUAUAGGGUGCGCACCCAAACCCGACCAAUCAAACGGAGCAAACAAUCUUCACACGCUGGUGAAUAUACGGAAACGCACCCUGAUGUGCUCCGGCUUUCCUGUUAGCGAGUGCAGACAACUACACACUGACUCAGAGAGAUGCAGCAGAUAUCUACCAGUAGACACUUUUAUACCGUCACACAGUAUAUACCGUCAUACCGCCCAACUCUACGGUGCAGACUGGGUGCUGUUAGAUAUAGAGUCUGAACCGAUUUCAGCCUGUGUCAGCAGGGAAGUCAGUGAUCUGAAUCUUUAAUAUCUAUGAUGUCAACAAUAGUCAGAAACUUUGAAAUUCUCCGCCUGCUGGAUUUCAUCACAACAUCCUCGCCACCUCUCUGAUUGUUCUGCCGUUUCCUGUUUGGCUGUCCGGUGGCGGGCACAUAGAACAGGAAGGAACCGCAAGGACUCAGUGAGUGAGUGAGUGAGCGAGUCCGGACCCAACGGGUACAUGAUGUCAUAGGAGGAAAUGGGACAGCUGUAUCUCAUUGUGUUGUUGUGUACUCUGCGGCUCACUGGGAUCCAGUAUUUUAGGGUUGUCAGGAAGGUGCAAGGCCACAAACAUGUUUUCUUUUUUUUUUUGCUCGUGGAUUUCUUUUUUUUCACACCCACUUACAUACUGUCUGUUUGCUCACUCGAACACUCACGACUCUUUACAGCGUUUCUAUUGUCCUGAAUGGACUCACAAACAGUCAGAUAAAGCAGAGGGGCCCAUGUCUCUCUCUGAUCGACAGAGAGGUCCCUCAGAAACAGACAAUUCCUAAGUAGUUUAUUGACGAUAGCCUGGAUCGGUUAAUCGGUGUUAGUUUAGAGUGCAAUGCUGCAGGAGUAGUUGGAUAUUUUCCUGUGUCAUGUGUGAAAUUGUGCACGACAUUUCAGCGUCCGUGUAUUCAGCAGAUAACCUUUAAAAUCACUUAUUCUGGAGCCUCUGAGGGCGGAGAAAUGCACGCUGCUAAUUGUGAUGUGUCAUCAGAAAGCGGCAGGGGAAGGCCCGGCAUCCUUUCCCCCGUCUCCCAGAGGACACCAUGCAGCUCAGGUCAUUAGCCAUCCUUUCAGGACCCUCGGGAUCUGACUGCAAAUGGCCUCUCCCCCCUUUCCCCCUUCGUCUUUUCUUUACCUUCACUUCUUCUCAUCCUCCUGCUUCUUUCGGGGUUUGUUUGACCUCUCCGCUCAGCUGUCUGUCCAUCUCUACAGCCGAGUUAAAAACAGAGAUGAAGCUGCUUUUGGUUUAUUCGUUUCUUCUGCAGCCUUUUCAAAAAUAAGUCUGUAGGAUGUAGUUAUUUUGGCACAAAGCACACUGUAUUAUUCUUGCAUAAGUACGAGUUAUAUCAUUUUCCAGCUUGUUAGAAAUCAGGAUGACUUAUAUAUAGUUCACAGUCAUUUGCAGCUACACACUGAGUCAUGGUUUUUACUUUAGUUAUGCUGGUGAUAAUAUCAAGCGAGAUGAGUUUGACCUUAGAAAAUUACAAGUGCUCCUUCAAACACAUUAAAUCACCUGUGAGCGUGCUGUUCUGUUCAUACUGAAGGAACAAUAUUGGUCUGCUCCCUCUAAUGACUCUUCGGGGCAGAAGAGCAAUUAGCAAGUCUUCCUUAUUGUCUGCCAGCUACGUCUACAACAGCACACACAGGAACGCCACAGACAGAGCAACAUUGUUUUCUCACAAGAUUUUUUUUUUUAUGUUGCCAAAGGGUGAAUUUGGGAAAGCUGCUCGCCCCCCUCCUCCUCCUCCUCCUCCUCCGCCGCUUCAGUCCAAAUGAUCCCUCAGCCAAUUGGCGAAGGCACUCGCCCGCAUAGUUUUGUCUCUUCCCAUACUCGCUGAAACGGGAGUGUGUGUCAGUGAAUGGAGUUUAUGCACACUGGUGUCACUGGACAAGAUGUUAGGAUAAACUUACACAGCAAUUGGAGGUUUAUUUCUUUUAGUGCCUGAUCACCUCUAGCAGGCUAACCACUGAGUAUAUAGGAUGCUAUGUCUCAUUAGCUGACUACAUAAAGUUCUGUAGUAUAAGGUGACCAGAUUUCUGGAAUAAAAUUCAGGGACAAAUUUGGAUGAUGUGUGUGUGGAUUUAUUGGCUUGGUAGCCCCUCAUAAGAACUAUUGUUUAGGACUUAGCGCUACAUGCUAAUGCUGCGUUCAAGUUGCUUCGGAAGUCAGAUGUCGGAGCUGAAAAUGACGUCACACCCAAGUUUUCAGCGUUUCAGUUACCAAGUUGGAAAAAGCAAAAUGGGAGGCCUGAAACAAGAUGGCUACAUCUACGAAAGUUGUUUUAGCGCUUGCCUUGUCCAAAUAUGAGGCAAGCGCUAAAAUAUCUUUUGUAAAUGUAGCCAUCGUCUGUCUCCUAACCCGACAGACGAUGACGUUUCACAGCCAUUAGGAAUAACCAAUCGGAGCCCAGCACUUCUAGCCAAUCAGAGGUGAAGGAGGCGGGACCUUCCCCUACCAUCUUAUGACAAAACAUUCUGCCCCCCCAUAAUAACUCUUGUGUCGGACUUUGCGCUACAUGCUAACUUGCGCUUCCUACCUGCCCGGCUACUGUAAUAAUCAUUGUUCUAGACAACAUGCAACGUUUUUUCGUCAUUCAUGAAACGCCAAAAUCUGGGACAUAUCCGGGGAUAGCUUUAUCUGGGGUCAAGUCAUCCAAAACAGGUACUGUCCCUGGAAAUCAGGGACGUCUGGUCACCCUACUGCAGUGUUGCGAUAAGGUGGUAAUAACUCUAUUAUAGCGUAGAUAAACUUGUCUUUGCUUGUUGAAAAUAAAAUUCUGAUUACAAAUCAUCGUCAUUAUGCAUUUUUAGUUAACAUAAUCUAUCAUGGCGCUCAGUUUGCAGCCAGGAAAAUCCUCUUCUCUACCUCCAGUUGAUGACAUCUUUCAUAAAGAUGCGCUUUGACAACCUGGGAUUAUCGCUGUUAUAGGACUUAACACUAAAUCAGAGUUAGGUAAUGGAUCUGAGUGAUAACUUAUCAGUAGAAACUGUCUCCGGUGCUGUAACUCCCUAAAUGACAGUGAAGUGUGAAACUCUUUCAUGAAUUACAAAGUUGUGAUUAAUACUUCUGAUUCUGAAAAGUUGAUGUUUAGCCGCCGAUAAAUCCAGGGAUUAGGGAAUCUUAGAGUUUUUGGGCAGCAGCCACAAAAACAAUUUGGCUACAACACUUUUUCCACUCGAUCCACUUUAGACUGUGUACACACUAUUAUAGUAUUGUGCUGUGUUUCUUAAUAGGGAUCAGUUUGCUUUGUGAUACCAAUCUUUUUAAGUGGAGGGUUAAGGGUGGAAAAUAACUUUAAAUUGGGAACACACCGUAAGCUCAGCUCAUAAUAAAUCUACCAGUAAGGGAGUGUGCCUGCCUGCUUGCUGCUCGACCCUCCACCCCGGGAUAAAACCCAUUAGCUGCUCAAAACCCCAUAGCCCUCCGGAGUCUCAUCAGGGCACAAGUUCAUAAAUUACACGACGGCAUGUGAUCGUCUCUGGCACGUCGGUUUCUUCUUUUCCUUCUCCUCGCUCCUUUCUUUCAAUCACAGGAUGUCUCUCAGACGCAGAAAAACAGCGAGGCAGUUUGGCACAAAACACCCAGUUGUGGUAGUAUCAUGAGGAAGUGCCAGAGAAUCUACUCCUCAUCACGUUGUCUCCGCCUUAGGCAUGUACUCGCUCGGCGUUUUAGCUCAGCUAUGGAGUUAAUGUCUUUUUAUUUACGACCCUGAUCCAAAAAAUGCAGAACUGUGGAUCAUUAAGGCUUUUAAUUUAUCAAAAAUAGUUCAAACACUGAAAAAUUUAACUGUUCAAUAAAAAUGUGCUCAAUUUUAGGAUUUGUGACUCAAUGAUUGUUAAAGGAAUGUUCCGGCGUGAAAUUAAUUUAGGGUCAAACACACUGUAACACCGAGUUAGACACCCCCUCGAGAGAUGAAUGUUGCAGACCGCUUGUUUCUCUAGUUAUACCAACUUUAGUAACGACCGCACGAUAGCAAUACACAGAAGUCUGAGGAGCCAUAAACAAACCUCAACCAAAACACCACUCUAUAACCAUGAAUAAUGCUCAGAACAGCACCUAACUUCAUCAACAGGACAUAUAGGGUCCUAACCAUAGAACUAGCCACCAAACAUCUUUUUAACUUCAACUCUUUAGCGAAGAGACUAAACACAACUCACCUACUUUCUUCCAGCAGCCGCUUGUUUGUAGUGAGACCUCAGGCCAGUCCAUUAUGGACUACAGCGGGGUGACGCAGCUCAAGGAAGAACAUUUAUGAUCAUUUCUUCAUCAUUUUCUUGAAGUAAUAAUCCUCAUAUUAAUCAUUUUGCACUGCAGACGCGGUAGUUCUUCUGCCUUAGCGUCUCGGUCUGAUUGUAUUUCCAUUAGGAAAUGAUCAUAAAUGUUCUUCCUUGAGCUGCGAAACCCCGCAGCAGUCUGUAAUGGACUGGCCUGAGGUCUCGCUACAAACAAGUGACUGCUGGAAGAGAGUAGGUGAGUUGUGUUUAGUCUCUUUGCUAAAGAAGUUAGGCAAAGCUAAAAAGAUGUUUGGUGGCUAGGACCCUAUAUGUCCUGUUGAUGAAGUUAGGUGCUGUUCUGAGCAUUAUUUUUGGCUAUAGAGUGACGUUUUGGUUGAGCGCAUGGCUCUCUGUAUUGCUAUUGUGCGGUUGUUACUAAAGUUGGUACAACUACAGAAGCAAGCGUCCAGCAACAUUCAUCUCUAUAGGGGAUUUCUGGUGUUACGGUGUGUUUGACCCUAUAAAUACUACCCUGAAAUAGUUUAAAUGCAAUAAAAGUGUGCACAGUUUUAGGAUUUGUGACUCAGUGAUUGUUAACGUUAUAAUCAUCAUAGGAAUAGGAGCAGAUCUCCUAAGUUGAAACUCCAUCUGCUCACUGCUGCAGCUGUAUUUUCUUAAUUAUGUUGUCAUAAUUAUCAAGAGUUAUUGCUUCUGCUGCUACAGCUCUAAUCUGUUAUUCCUCCUUGACUCUGGUGUGUCAUUGAAUCCUCGAGCUAAUUUGAUUUCAUUCGUUUAUAUUAGUCUCUCUAUCACAUAACCAGUCUGCUCUCUGUCAUUCAGGUGCGUAAAUGUGAAAUAACACAUGUGGCACCCCAAAAACCUACGCCUGCUUUCUGUCCCUCUACACGUGCCGUAACCAGCGCAUCCCCCUCCCCGGCUGCUUUGAGCGGAGGGCUCAGCUGUGUGAGAGAAAAGCGCUGACUCAGGCCCCUCAUAGCCAGGCUGCCUGUGGAAUUUGGAGCAGAGGUGCAAUGUUAGGGAGAACAGCAGCUGUUUAGAUGAGGCCAGGUCUGCCUCUUUGUCUGCUGGUGCCAGCGCGCUUCCAUUCACUCUCCCCCGUGUGUGUGUGUGUGUGUGUCCGUGGAUCUGUCAGUCUGUCAGCUCAUGCUGCUCCGCUCCUGUGUCUUUCUGUCAAACUGCUAUCUCUUCCAUUUACAGAGGAGCUCAAUCUGCUGUACUUCUACACACCUCAUGCUAGUUAUUCAGCUGUCUUCUUUAUUUCAGUAUCAUCUCUUUCUGCUGUCCCUCUUCCCUCUUUAUUCCCUCUAUUUGCUCUUUCCUUCUCUGCCAUUCACAGCCUCUCUGCCCCCUCCCUCCCUUUCUCCAGACUGCUGUAUCCCAGCUCUGCCUGGUGACAGAGAAGGCUGGGUUUGUGUGUGUGUGUGUGUGUGUGUGUGUGUGUGUGUGUGUGUGUGUGUGUGUGUGUGUGUGUGUGUGUGUGUGUGUGUGUGUGUGUGUGUGUGUGUGUGUGUGUGUGUAUUUAUGAAGCAAGUGCUCCAGCAUUGAUGAUUGUGAUUGUGUGUGAUGGAGGGUGGGUGAAAUGGGGGGUUUGCAGCACUUAUUUUCCUCGUUUUGGGCGCUCAGACACUGCAGUCUGCACAUUAGACAGCGUGUUGCCUGAGCAGAAUCCUUAAUAAAGCUCAUGUGCUGCAUGAUCCACACACAUGCACAUGUUAGAUCCUCUGUCUCAUGUUGCAAAUUUCAAAUUAAACGAGGACUCUUCAGGCUGCAGAGCAUGACCUCUUCACAGUGCUGCUGGCUCAGUAAAGGAGAAUUUUGUCGUUAUUGCACGAUGUACAAACCUUAAAUUCAUCAUGUCAUUGCAGCUGCAUGUGCAAGGUUAGCUAGCUUUGUCUUAGUGGUCGACCACGAGUGGUAUUAUUAUUUGAAAUCAAUUUUAGGUCUUUAGUUCACAUGACAUUUAGGCUUUGAAGGAAAACAGCCUUUUGAGAAUAUCAACAAGUAAUUUAUUGAUGGUCCCCUAUUCAACACCCGACGUUGACAGCAAGGGUGCCGAGUAGAUUUAACGUCACGGGUAGAUCCACAGUGAAUGACCGUCAGAUAUCCAACUUAAACUAUCUUUACUGCGUUAUUUACAUGAUUGGUAGAUACCACAUAAUUUAUUAAAUUAGUAAUUCAUUCACUGGUUAUUUUUCUAAAGCUCUGUUCUGUUUUAAAAUCCCUUUUUAUUUAAAAAUAAUGUGGCUGCACUUUAAUUUUUAAAAAAUAAUUAUUCCUAGAUUUAUUUAGUUAAAUUGCAUUUGCUGUUUUUUUUUAUACUGUUCUAUUUGAAAAAGAAAUUGCUUGAAUAUGCAGAAUUUAUUUGUGUUUCACAAAGGGUUUAACCUGAGCCAGAUCUUACCACAAUGAUUAUCAUAUCACAGUCAUACAGGCCUGGUAUGAUAUUUUUUUAUAACAAACUGGUAUCGGAUCGGUACUCAGUAGCGGCCGAUACCUACAGCACAAGUAUCAGAAUCAGGACGGAAAUAUUGGUAUAGGAACAUCUCGUCUUUAAAAAAUCCCCAGAUACAUAAAUAUUAAAACUAUUAUGUUAUUUCACAAUUUUAAAGUGACCAAGAUGACUGAAGAAGAUGAUCAGAGACCACCCUUUUUCUUGGAUAUGCUGAAGAUCUCAUUAAAGUCGCCUCAUUUCUCCGUUGUACUCUCUGUUCCCGCUUGCAGUCGCUGACACUGACUGAGCAUUGACCUUGGCUGUUGGUGCGGUGGCGAAUUUGACGGUGACCCGAUCUAUUUUAAGGCCCGUCUAUAUAUCCGCAGCGCUGUAUGUGAGCAUGUCUCUUGUACUCGCUGUUCUGACCUCCCCCGUCUUCAUAGUGGAGACGCAUGACUCGAAUAAUGUCGGAUGGGAGAGCAUUGUGUCAGCACCAUUCAGCCAUCUUCCACCUGAAUGGCGGUCAUUCACGCCGGUGGGUCUCACAUGCAACUGAUCUGAUGGUCUCCCAGUCGUCCAGCUGGGCUCUGAAUCACCGUGUUGUCUGUGUAGAUUCUUGGUGAUAAAAUGAAGCCCCUGUGAGGCGCCUGGCAAUCUGUUUACACAUUCCCUCGUGAGCUUGUUUCCUCCUCAGCGUCGUUGCAUUCUUCACAGUGAUUUAGCGGUUUGGUGGCGGUGGUGGUAUCGGGUUUGAGAGGGGCUUUGUGGGUUGUGGCUCCAUGUGAGGGAGUUUAUGACCGGUGAUGUGCACUGAAAGACUUCUCAGGAACUGUUUGUGUGACGACGAGAGUUUAUUUUCUUUUGUUACGGUUCCUCUGAAAGUUUCAGUGAAUUUAAUCUGACUUGACGACCACAAACCCCUCCGUCCCUCGUCUCGCUCUCCCUCCUGAGACGUCUCUGGUGGUGGAAAUCCUGCGGUAGCUCCGAUUGUUUUCUACUGAGUCUUUUUGUUACUCAUCUCCAAAUAUAGAGAGCUGCCUCACACUGUUCCCUCUCUGCGCUGAAGGUCAGGAUACAGACACAACAAUUUGACUAGCUGCUGAUGAGUAAAUUUCACCACCCCCAAAUCCAAUGUUUCCCCCCUGAGGCAUCUGAAAUAAGAGUAAUCAGUGACAAAACGACUUGAUUUGUUCCUCUCUCUUCCUGUUUAUUGAUUACUUGUAUUUUAUAGCUGACAGGGUUUGACUUUAACUAAGGCACAAAAGUCUGUAGAUUUAAAAGCAACACAAAAUUCACAUGCAAACCUGCUGUCUGUCUGUGGAAAGGAGCCCUGCUUGUCUAAAAGUUUGUGAUUCACUCUUAUGUUGACAGUGUGGCAAAACUUGAGUGUCAGAUCGCAUAAAGGAUAUUUUUGGAUUUGACCAUUUAAUAACAGAGAAAAGAAAUCAAAAGGAAACUGCAGAGGAAUGUUAAACACACAUGGAGCCGGCUGAGACAUCGGCCAAAUUGAAGAAAACAGUAGGGCUGUAAAGUCCUCGUUGACUGGUAGACUUACCCCCAAUUUCCACUGCAUCAAGAAUGCUACGAAAAGGCCAUAUCCACCGAUCAUCGUAGCUGAUGGUAACCAUUCAAGUUAACGUGUCAAUUUCCACCGGCUUCUUUCCGUUCCGCUGCGGAUCGCCGGACUCCACAGCUGAUCACAAGAGUUCUAUUUUUCCGGACGCUGGAGCAUGCUGGGUAAAUUCAGCACAGAUUAACCCGUGCUGGAAAGGAAGUCAGGCACAGACACAAAAUAAAAUAUCCGGCUUCAUUUCAAAAUAAAACACUGUGUUUCAGGCGGAUCGUAUUUCACACCACGCAAACGGACGGGGACGAACAAGUGAAAGGGUUUUAGAUGUCAUUUCACCCCGAUGACACCAUGGAUGAGGAGAUGCCGAUUCUAGAAGUCCAGAAGUAGAUUUCCUCACAAUCUAUUGCGUUUAUGACUAGCCUCUGUGGUGAAGAGAAAACUGGUUACCGCGCGAUUGCAUGUGAAUCUGUGGGUUUUUGUGAGUUCUCACGAUUACCGCUGUCCAUAAUCCACCGCGAAAUUCAUCUUACAAACAGAUCCAGUAGGAAUUGGCGAAUACUGUGAAAAUCGCUGCUGUUCCUGAUCGGAGCCGUUCCAGAUGCAGAGGGAAUCCCGGGUGAAACGUCGACCAAAUUGAAGAAAACAGUAGGGCUGUAAAGUCCCAGUAGACUGGUCGACUUACUGGCCGACUCGACUUUUUUCCAUGUUAGUUCACAGUCUAUGGAUAAUUUCAUCAGGAGGAACGAACCAAGUGCUAAUGGGGGUGUUUUCAGAGCACCCGCAUUUCACAGGUAACAGCCUGUCUCAGAACACCCUCCUUGUUUUCACCAUUUUGGAUUCACCCUACCCACUGAAAAAUGGCUGGAGACAGGAAGAUUGAUAUCAAGGCAACUAGAAACUUAUCUUUUUAGAUAUGCAGAUGCUAAAUUAGCUUGUGUGAGUUGUCUUUGCAUGAGUGAAUUACUCUCCACUUGGUCCAAAUGUUUUCUCUCCUGUUGCUCAACGUUUAGCCUAAAUUGCUUUGUUGGGUUCCCAUCUGUUCUCAAACUACCUUAUUUGUGCAAAUCUGGCCCCCUCCAGACUCUGUCCUCCUCUGACGGGGAAAUACCGUAAAUGAGGCGUAUCUGUUUAUUAUUGUAAUGAAAUUCUCAAGGUUGGCAAAUUGCUAUGGCACUCAUUAUCCCCCCCACCACAUGCAGUAAUGAAUACAGGGUUUUAUUUCUACUGUUUUUUGCUUUUUAGAGAAGAAUAAGAUGAUACCCUUGCAACUCUGAGGAGGGAGGGGUUUGUUUUUACUGCAGCAUCAUGCAGCAGAGGAUGAGAAUAAAAGGUGAUGCUAAAGUGUAUGUUUGAAGACACUCUAUUGAAGAGGGCAAAGAGCAGCCUGUGGUUUAUCCGAGAGUCUAUGUGGUCACCUAGAUGUCUCAAGUCCUCGUCAAAACAAGGGCCCAUCCCGCUGCAGCCUCCCACGCCUACUCAAUCUGCUUAUCAGUGAGGUCAUUAGUCUCGUAGCUGUUAUCUAGGUGUCUGCCUGCUACCGCCCGGGCCACUGUUUGUUCUUGCAGCUUACACCUCCGGGCCUGAGCUCAUGGAUAAAUCCUAAAUGGAUAAGGCUUGAGUUUUCCCUGGGUAGUUUACUCCCCGGGCGGAUCCUUUAAUUGUUUGGUUAUUGAACCGAAUUAAAAGAAAAUGCAAGGAUGUUGUGCCACAUGGGCAUGGCCUGAUUACUGGUGCCAAAGUAUGCUGCGGUCUGAAGGAGUCACAGUUACAAACUUGGUGAUAUUUUCCGUCAAACUGUCCUCGCCUCGCUCCCAGAAGGUUAGAACUUUCAGGCCGGUGAAAAUGGUAAUACUCUGUGUCAGCCCAAGAUGUUCAGGGAGAGAAACUGCUGCUUCAGAGAUUAAAAACCUGGUUUCCAUUUAUUAUAAGGAUUUAAUGUGCUCACACUGUUUGUUUAUAUAUAUACACUUUCUCUGCGGUAUCAGCAUAGAGAGAUUGGAUCAGGACUGGACUCUGUCCUGAUCUGAUCUCUGCCUUCCAGCAGCUCCAUAAUCUGCCUCUAGCGCUGCACUGCAUCCUCACUUAAAACAUUAUCCUCCUUUUUUGAAGUGGCCACAUGUACACUUCUAUUUUCCUCUGAACAUGAGGCCCGUCCUAACACGCCCAGCUGUUGCCAGAUGCAUAGUUUCAAGUUGCUUUUGGUUACAAGUCCCAGCAUUGACACCUUUCUUUUUGAGGUUAUAAUUAGUAGCCGAGUUGGUCUAUUUUGCUGAAGCAGGGACUAGUUGUGGCCUAGAAAGUGUCUGUUGUGCACGGCUGCAGCAGAGUGUAUAUAUAUAGUUGUAGCACUUCAGUCCCCUCCCUUUAUUUUGGGAACAGCAAAUAGUAAUUUAGUGGUUUUCUCCAGUUUUAAGUGUCAGCUAACUUAACAGCUCGGUCAUUUCUUUUGUAAGAGUCGGGGCCACCACCUGCGUAGAAAAAGGGAAUCGUACUGCAGUUUUUUUGUUGUUUUAGCUGAAAGAGUUCAGAAAUAUCUCUGUGCUUUUUUUCACUUUUUUUCACAGACCUCAACAAUGACCACACGACUAAAGCAGCACAGAAAGCUCAUGCAUCCCUAUUGUUGUAGCUCUGUUUAGAGUUGUAGGUUUUUUUUAAUUUAAUUUAAAAAAAAGCCAAACUUUUUUUUCAGUUUUUUAAAUUUAUUUUUAUUUAUUUAUUUUCUAUAUAGCUGUAGAUUAAAGGGUUAUAAUGAUCCUUUUUUUAUAUAUAUAUUAAAUAUAUAUAUAUAUUUUUUUUUUAUUGUUGUAGUUUUCAGGGUCGUGAUGAUACAUUUAAAGUUUUUUAAACAUUUUUAUUUCCUAAGAUUUUUUUUUAUAUAGUUGUAGUUUUAGAUUGUAAUGAUACAUUUUUUAAUUAUUUAUUCUUCUUUUUUUCGAUUUUUUUAUUUAUUUAUUUAUUUAUAUUUUAUAUAGUCGUAGUUUUAAGGGUUGUAAUGAUACAUUUUUCCUUAAUUAUUUAUUUUUCAAAAAUUUCAAAAAUUUUUUUUAUUUAUUUUUCAUAUAGUCUUUGUUUUUAGGGUUGUAGUGAUAAAUUUUUUAAAAUUUACUUAUUUUUUUCUUAUUUUUUUUCUUUUUAUUCAUUUAUAUAUUUUUAUAUAGUUGUUUUGGGGAUUGUAACAAUACAUUUCAAUUAAGAAAUGACUCAUAUUUAGAUGUCCUUUUCAUUAAGAGUGCAUGAAUACAUCCACAUUCCCGGUAUUACCUGUGCUUAGUGUACUGCACGGUUUCUCAGAGUCAUUAGGAUUCUGACUCUAAAACUGCUUAUUUGUUUAAACAGCUUACACGCCACCAAAUAAGAGCAGGUUUGGGUCAAAUUCAAAUUUAGCUAAACGGACUUGCUGUUUGGUUUAAGUCAGUGUCUGUCAGUAACCAACCAGUGACACGGAAAACUAAAAAUUAAAAUGCAACACCUGUACCAUUCAGUCUCCUGCAUCUCUAGAGGUUUGUCUUUACUUUUCAUAUUGCAGAAUGAUGUUUGUUCAGUCUAAAGAGAAACAUGGAUUCACCUGGUUGUUAAUCUGAGAGUAUUUUGGCCCCAUAAAAGUUGGAGGUCUAGUUUUACUGUCAUGGACUUCAUACAACCCCAUCACCUUUUUCCAUCUGUGCCAAGUCCUUGUAGAUUUUCUCAGUGUCACUCUUCCUGUAAAGCCUUCAUGCUUUAAUUUACUGGGGUGGAUCCAUUUAUAGAUCGGAUGGGAAUCAAACCCUUAAAUGGUGCAGUGUCAGUGUUGGGCUGUACCAGUCGAGCUGUUGUGUAGUUCCAGCCCCCCUUAUUUUCCAUGAGUGCUGACAUCCAGAGAGAAAAAAAAAAAAGGACAAAGGAUGAGCGGCGCAGAAAAGGCCGUAGGAAACUUGUGCUGUAAUAUCUGUCAGAGUGUUGUGACAUGUCAGGGCUGGAACACCACCAGCAGUGAAAUCUUACUUCUCUUUGAGUGUCUGGCAGCUUGAAUUCGGCUGAUCUUGAAAUUUACAAGGUGCUGCUUGAAGUUGACAGCGUGCCACGGUACAGCUCCGGUCUUGGACGUGCACUUUGCCAGCUUUACACAUUCGGUAUUGGAAAAACUUGCCUGCAGUUCUGAACCUUCCCACAGCUUGUGCCCGGUAUUCCCUCGCUCCGGGUCUUGUGGUGUUUUUCCCUGGCCUGUGAAGGCACUCGCACAGGCUGCCAUAAAAGUCAUUUGUUCCUGGGAGUCAUCAGCAGGUGUUCCUGCAGGAGAUUCAUACAGCUGUCAGUGUCUGUUUCUCAGGUGGCCACCCUCAGAGCCUGUGAGUUGAAGUCAGAGCAAGCAUUAGAAGUUAUCUAUUGUUUCUUUUUUUUAAUUUAUUUAUUUACCCAUUUUUUUUAAAUAAUAGUAGAUUUUAGGGUUGUAAUGAUAUUUUUCCCCUUUUUUAUUUUUUUGCUAUCUUUCUUUUUUUUUGUUUUUUUUAAUUGUCAUAGUUUUUAGGGUUGUAAUGAUACUUUACUUUUUUUCUUUUUCAAAAUUUAUUUAUUUAUUUAUUUAUUUUGUCUGCCUUUAGGUUUGGGAUAUCUGUCCAUUUUUCUAGAUUCUACACUUCUUACUAUCGUCCCAUUCAGUCUUCUGCAUUUCUACAGCUUUGACUAAGCUCUGUGAAUUAGGUAUCAUAACACCCUUUAUGAGGAUUGUUUUCGUGACUCGCACAGUGCGAUACUAUCCUACUUGAAUUUCUGCCACCUUAUCGCAGCCAUCUUUCUGUUACUAUCAAUACCUUUCAGAGGAACAAUGCAGCACCUGGUGUUUCUACCACCAACAGAGUGGCAGACAGGGAGGAAAGUCAGCCAAGCUGGGUAUCAUGGCCUGGCAGGCUCCUCUCUCUCUCUCUCUCUAUCUCUCUGUCUCUCUCUCUCUACAGAUGGUAUCAGGAGAUUGUUGACACAGAAUUGUGUAAAUCAACGUGUUUGCAGAGUGGGUUGAACAGGUCGAUGUACAGGCCUGGAGAAUCCUUUGAAGCAGUGAGAACACUUCCUGUGCAGACAGACAUCAGAGAGCGGUGAAGCCCGGCCCCUCCAAGGCCCAUUUUCUCACGUCGCUGGCCUGGGUGUAUGCUCACCGCUCACUGCUCACUGCUCACUGCGGCAGACUUUGCUCUGUAACACACUCUCGAUCUGAUCUAUUGUUUCGUCAGGGCCCGCCCCUCUCCUUCCUUUGGUGUUUGCGGUUUCUUAAUAUUUUGGGAACAUCCUGUUUGUGUGUUUAAUGCCAUGGGGCACAGCUUGUUUAGUUUAAGGACUCUCCGACCAUCCCUGCCCUCUUAUUAGUGGGACAGGACAAGAAAGACGCGUGAGCGGAGGAGGAGGAAGAGGACAGACCGAGGAACCCAGUGAGGAGGGUCUGAGGCGAGCUGUCAGAUUAAAGAUCAGAGAGGGGAGGAUGGAAACGAAGGGAUGAAGAGAUGGAAAGAGAGGGAAACGGGUGGGUAUGAUGGCAGGGAAAGGAAAACAGCACCGAGGGGAACUUGAGGUUAGCAGGGGUGGGGUGGAGCGGAGGGGGUUGGGAUUAUUGCAGACAGACAGCACUGGGAAUUCUGGUGUCACUGGUGUGCAGCCUAGCAUUAAAUGCACUUUAAUGCUUCCAGGCAUGUUUACAUGCUCUGUAAGUGAUUCCCUGUUUUCCCAUAAAUUUCCAGUGCUUAACAGUGAUUUAAUGGAAUAACCCUAACUCCCAUGGAGGCUGGCACGCAUCAUAAAUGGUAAAAACCCCGUGUUUGGGCCUGUGGGAUCAGACUGUCACAGCUGUGCAUGUGCCGUAUGAGACAGAGAAAUGUUUAGAAAUCACGGAAAGAGUCCUGCUUCUAUUUUCAUCUGUAAUUUAGUUAUUUACUGGAUUUUUUUAAAGCUCCUUGCGCUUGAAUUGCUCAGAGGGUUGUGUUUUUGAAGGGCCUCUGGCACUGACUCACUUUCCCUUUUAAGGACUAAGUUAUCAGAUUCACACACACUUUCCCCGAUGACCUCGGCACGCUAGUUAUUCGGCGCUUAGUCGUAUUUAUUUCUUCUGUUUCUAAACAGGAAGCACUUUUCGCACCGAGACAGCUUUGAUUUCUGAGUUUGGCUUCUGCUGCAAAUGAAUGCCUUAUUUCCUCACAUUGGACUAUUUUUAGAUUGAUCUCAACCCUAAACCAGUCCUCUCAGUUUAAGAGAGAGAGCUGGCAGGUACAGCUCGAGUUGGACUCAGGGACCCGCUGACUUGGAGGGAUCGAAAUGUCACAUAGCCAGUCUGAACUUGACCGGACGGCUUCACAAAAAACUGCAGAGCGACACAUUUUUGACCUAAAAAGUCCUUUUGAAUGAAAUCAUAUUUUCUCCGUCAGGGUUUAUUCAUCAUCUCCUGCUGCCCUUUUAUGACCCUGGCCGAGUUAUUCAGUCAUAUCAUUAGCUCCUUUUUUAUGACGCAGAGUGUUUCCUCAGUAAAGGUUUACCCAGAGCGGGAAAACUCCCAACCUGCUUAUGAGGUGUGAUAAGUUCACCCCCUCCAGCGGUCCCGCCGCGGUCAGCGAGAAGGAGAGGCCAACCCGGGUAUAUUACUCAACCCUUUUUUUUUCCUCCUUGUCCUGGAAAGCCUCUCUCUCUUUUUCUCCAUCCUCAUCUCUCUCUCUCUCUUUCUCUUUCCUUCUUCCUUCAUCUCUCCGUCUCUCCUGCAAGCAGCAUUUUUGUGUCAUUACCUCACUGUGGUUGUAAAUAAUCCACGUUAUGGCUUCCAGAUGUCCCUCCUCCGUCCCACACUGGAACUGUGGAUGGGGUUGGUUUGGGGUGCUGGUGUAAGGCUUAGACACUUACUGUAACUGGCUCAGCUGCUGACUGUGUUCUCCGUCUGUCACCCGUCUCUCCUGCCCAGACCUGCUUGAGAGUUUGUCUUGAGUUUUUUUUUUCCUGCUAUUGUUUUUAUCACAUUAUCGUCUUUUUUGCCGUUAUUCCUGAGAGUGCGUUUGCCCUUGAAGCGAUGAAAGGGUUCAGGACAGCUGGACAGAAUCUGAACUUUCCUGUUUCAUGUUUGAGCUUGAGUGCUGCUCUGAUUCAUGAGAGCUGGACUCUACACUGCAGAAAUUUCUCCAUAUGUGAAGUUAACAUUGAGGGUUGUUGGUGUUAGGGCUGGGCGAUAUGGCCUCAAAUCAAUAUCACGAUAUAUUGAGCAGUUCACCUCGAUAACGAUAAAUGGACGAUAACUACUUCACAAGUUGCUCACCCCCUCCUACAUUAACUUUGUCUACUUCAGUCGCCGCUCCAGCCAAUACAACUUUUGAACCGUCCUCCAUCUCCUCACCUGUCUUUCCCUCUUUGUUACGGAUUGGAUGGGGUGGAGUCAUGUCUCUGACGUAGGACAGCGUCUUAAAGGGACACGAGACCAUAGCCUACCUACACACAUCCAAAACCAACUUUGAUUUAUUUAUACUGAUAUAGGCAAAUGACGUUGGUUAUCGUCAUAGAUUUCGGUUUAUCGCCCAGCCCUAGUUGGUAUUAAUGAGUAGUUGGUUGAACCAAGUUUGCAAUUCGAUUAUCCAUCCAUUACCCAUACUGCUUGUCCUGUUGGAGUUUGGGUGGCAGUGUACAUCCUAGACAGGACACCAGUCUGUCAACCAGACAUAUUUGCUCUUACAGGCAAUUUACAGUGACCAAAUAACCGAACGAGCAUGUGUUUGGGCUCUGGGGAGAAGCUGGAGGGAACCCACGCAUACAUCAGGAGAACACGCAAACAUUUCAGUCCAGGAACUUUCUCGCUCUAAGACAACAGUGCUCACUGUGCGCCUCUGUGCAGCCUAUUUAGAUUCAUAUUAGCAGAUAUUGUCUCUCUGGGGUGGUUCUGGCUCCUUCAGUCCGUUUAAAGGGUAGUGGUUUUAUCCUAAAUCCCAGUGGACACAAGAUGAAGUGUCCUUGAGCAAGACUCUUGACCCAAUCUGCCCCCGCUGGCUGUGCCCAGUGGUCCAUGAAUGGGAUUAGUGAAAAACCGAUGGGUGCUUCACAGAACAGGCCCUGCCAUCGGUGUGUGGAUGUGAAUGGGUGAAUGUGGCACAUGCUCUCCAAGAGCUCUGAGUGCUCAGAAGUCUGUGAAAAGCUCUUAAUAAACAGCUCAGCUUGUGUGACCAUAAAUGCAGAGAGUGGGUCAUGAUUAUGUUAUAAUGUCACACUCAGCAGAUGGUGCAAAUCAUCAGCAUGCAGAGCACAAUGGGAGGCACACUGGUGGAGCAGUGGUGCCACUUUCUGUUGCUUUUUUAAUCGUGUGUUUUAACAUUUUUGAAGUCGCUGGUUUGAUAAAAAGAUUUUAGGACAAGUGGUGACUGAAGAGCAUUGGCACUCAUCUCUGCAAACUGGUCACAGGCAGGGUGGCCAAACACAGGUCAAGCCUCCCAAAAACAGAUAUGUGCAAAUUAUAGGGCCGGGCGAUAUGGCCUCAAAUCAAUAUCAUAUCAUAUCAACAUCUGACAUAGGACAGACCAUAACUUCCCUACACACAUCCAACACCAACUUUAUUUAUUUGUUUUUCUGACACUGGAUAUAUUGACAUGGGCAUCGGUUUAUCGCCCAGCCCUAUUGGAUCCUCAGCUUCAUUAGAAGUACUAUGAGAAAAAUAAUGCAGAGGUCAGACUGUGGACUCCUUUUGUCUGUUAUGAAUUUGGGAUUAGGUGAUCGGAGUCAAAAGUUCUCAUCAAACAAUCCACAUGAUGAUGUAGGAAUGGAGGAGGCUGGGCAUUUGCAUGUGUUUACAUCUUGAAUUUCAAAAUAAAAGUCUUAAGAGCCGGCUGUAAAUUUCGGUAUCGGUAAAUUUUCUGCUUAUUUCCCAGCCCUAUUAAGACCUGUGUUGUUUUCCCGAAGUAUCUCUCGAUAUGUUCGACCCACAGUGUUUUGUAUUAUAUUGAGCACAGGGCCGACCCAAGAAUGGUGGACGUUUGUAAAAAAAAAAUUUGAUUUCUCAUAACAAAUAUUCUUAUUGUGCAUAUUUCCACAUAUGGCAAUAAAAACAGUCGACUGUGUAAUAUCGUCUAAAUAAACAGUUUAACAAUUGCAAAAACAAAACAAACAAAAACACACCGGCCAUAUGUUGGUAGCUGUGUCUUCUCAAUCAACAUUUGCUCUGCAGGGUGUAGCACGCAUCUGAAAGUGUGAUGCGUCAGGUGACUGUUUAUGUUUGUUUUUACUGAAAUAUUGACUGAAGUCGUGGGUGUGCCAUUUUUGCACCAAAGAACACAGAAUAUGAAGCACACCCACAGAAAUAAUCCCUGAACCAGUCAUACUUUCAUCCGUCCUCUGAUAGGGUGAACCCUGGACAGGUCAGAGGGCGGACCAGGCACAGUUACACUCACACCUACAAGCAAUUAAAACCACCAAUUAACCUAACGAACCAGCUUUUGGACUGUGGGAGGAUUUGAAUGACAUUCAAACAUGAAAAACAAGAUCAUUUGUUUCAUCGUAGAGUGCUUAAGUUGCUCUUACUGCUUGAAAAGAUAGAAACAGUGCUUGUGUAACAGACAGAGAGACAAACACACAUUUCCCAUGAACACACCCUGCAGGCAUAGCAUGGAAGAGAUCCAUUUUGAGGCCGGCUGUGAGCGCCGAGCAUAUCAUUUGCGGGACGGCAGCUAAGUGAACACAUUUGCCUGUAGUUACCGAGUUUCACACAGAAACGGCUCUGACGGAGGGAGAUGGGGCCUGAUAAGCACUCAGCGUUUUGGGCUAAACCAGUCUGGCUAUGUGGAUUAGCUGGCGUCACUCAUGUUUUUCCAGUUUCGCUGCAUCCUUAGGCCUUGUGCUGAACAUGUGUGUGUAUUUUUGAAGUGUAGGGAAAUCCUGUGUUUGUGUCGGUGUAGUUUGUUGUGUUUUUGCGGGAUGGAUGAGCCCUCCACGAAACAGGCAGCAUGCUAAUGUGACUGACAUGUCGUCUUUACCGUACCCUGUGGAAACAAAGAAGUCUGUUCACCAUCAUCAGUGUUGCCGUUGGAUCCCACCACACCUUGUCAUAACAACAGUUGCCAUGUGUAUAUUUUUUUAAUGAGUAAAGGUAUACGUGUGUUUUCCUCUGGAUGCACAGGGAAAUACAGACACAUUGAUCCCUUAGUGAAAAUAUGUUGACCCUGCACACUUGUAGAAUAUGAGUUACAGCUUCUUUUUAUAUUCAUAAACCACGACUGUUGAACAGAGCGCUCAUGAGUUUUCUUUUCCAAGAAAACAAUUAAUACAAUCCCUGUGAGUGAGCGGUUUUCCACACCAAGAACGAGUCACUAGCUGUGUGUGUGUCAGAUGUGAACGGGGCCUGCUCUGCGUGUGUGCGCACAUAUUUGUAUGUGUCUAUGUUUGUAUGUGCGCUUUGUUGUGGACAGGGCCUGUGGUCUCCUGGCUCAGAGAUGAAAGACAUUUCUCAUGUGGCUGGUUUAGCGGAGCCCCUGAGUCAGCAUGCAGCUACUAAUCAGGGUUUUCUCCCCGCUCAGCUACCCUGACUCUCUGGGCCCGCCACCGCCGCCGCCGUGUUAGUUCUGGCUUGCAUAAUGAAGGGAUACCGGCGUUGUAACCUUUGGUGUACCGUUGACCAAUCCUGACUGUCAGAUCAGGGUUUGAGAAAGGCAAAAUGUGGCGAUGGAGUGAAAAUAUUGAGAGUUAUUAGUUUGACUAUAGAUGCUGUCAGACUGUCCGCUGAGUCUGAAGCCUUUCUUAAACCUUUCUUAAUGACCCCACUUAUGUGGCCGCCAGGAUAUAGAACAUGCUGUCCAACAGUUUGAGCUCAGCAGAGGCUGUGUUCGAAGUUGUGAAGAACGGACGGUCUUGGGACUGGUGUCAUCCCCGAUUCUUGUUUGAAGUUGAGGAAUCUUUUUAGGUUUGUUUUUAAAUGCAUGAUUAUGACCUCUCUCUGCAGCUGAAACUGGUGUUUUCUUGCACCUGUGUACAGGUUGAACAGAGUACCAUGCUAGCUGAGUGGUAUGUAGGGAUGGGUGAUACUGGCCAAAAGACUUGGCGAUGGUGGCGAUGAAAGUCCCAAUAAAAAUUAUAGGUCUAAUUUAUAUUUUUUACUCAUUUUGUCUUGAGAACACCAGUUGGAAUAGUAAAAUAAGAUACUUCACCGUGUGGACUAUGGCUGCAAGUCUGUCGCUCAUGCUUACGUCAUCAACUCGCAUUUAUCGUAUUUAUCAUGAGAUGGCAAAUAUCUAACAUAACACCUAUCCCAAGUAUUAUGUUUGACCUGCAAACGUUCAGCUUCAGUUAGAUGCAGUUAAAACAAUUACGAAUGCAGUGAGCAGUACCUUCAGUCCAGAGCCUAAUGAUGGUAAAUCUAACUUGGUGCUUCUGGGCUGAUCCGUCAGCUGUAUCGGCAGCUAACCAGCAGUUAUUCUGUCUGAAUUAAUAAUCAUGAUGGAACUAUUUUUCUAAUAUCACGCGCCAAAGAUUCCAUUAACGCUGCGCCGUAAAUAAAAGGAAUUUGGAGAGUGUAUUUUACCUUUCAGCUGUCUUGACUGCUGUUUGGAUCUGAUUUGACGUUUCUAAUGAUGAAACUCUUAAGGUCUUUCCAGGUCAACAUAUCAUAGAUUUUCCUCCAUCCUGGUUUUUAUGGGUUUGCUGGAAGCUUUAAUAACAGGGAGGCACAAAGAAGACACAGUGAGAAAGCUGUAUUUAUUUAUAUAACAGGAUUUAUCAGGUACAUCUGACAGUGUUAAUAUUCUUACUCUGCAGUUAUUCAGUCUUGAACUUUUGCUUUGGGGUACGGGACUCUUCAGCCGUCCCUGCUCCCUUCUUGGCUUGUGUUUCCAGCCGGCAGGUCAGCUGUGAGCGGAGUCAGAGUCAGAAGGGAGUGUAGAUGAACCGUGAGUGACCUGUUUGUUUUCUUACUGCGGGCAUUUCUCCGUUUCACAGUGGGAGAUUGUUCGUCCCUUAAACACUCAAGGUUCUGUAAAGUCACAGUGACGAGAUGUGUUUAGCGUGAUGUUUAAGACACACACUCACACACACAUGGAGAGGAAACUCAUAAACUAUGAAGGACGCUUGUUUAGUCGAUGUGGAAUCUAGAUGUAGAUGUGCGCUGAUGAUUAUUUGUUAUGAUGGUGAAGUAGAGAGUCAUAUUGUGCUUCUCAACACUAUCAGAGUGUGUAUCAGUGUAAAUCAUUCGACUGACCUUGGUGAACUUACAGCCAAUCCAGGUUAUCCUUGGCCUGCUGGGAUCAUGUAAACCAGGAAGUGUUUGAAUGGCCCUCCACAAAUGAGGGAAACGCCGACUUUGUUAGCCGCAGAUGGAAUCUCUUUAGCCUUGUGAGAGAACGCCGGCUGCACUUACAAAUCCCUCCCAAGUCCUUUUUGUCCACGAGGAACCUCAACUUCAGACGAACAAUAGCGACCUUUAUCAUCCAGUCUCGCCGUGUCCGGCCUCAUGUGCUGUACGGAUUUAUACAUGAUCACCAACAAAAUGAUAAACAUUUAGAAACGGUGGCCUUUUAUGGGUGAUUGAGGCACCGUCAGUUACUUCCUCUGUGAGCCGGGUUCAGACGGUUUUCUAUUUUUGAAUUAGCGACAAAGGAAAUGCCAGAGCUCCUUCAAAAUAAAAGAUGUAAACACACACAGUCAGGGUCUUUCUUUCUUCUGAGUGUGAUUUACUAACUUUUAAACUGUUUUUAAAACCCGUACUUAAUGCCAGCAAAACAAAACUAAUCUGCUUCUUAAGGUCAAGAGGACCGCUGCUGCUCUUGUUGGUGGUUUCGAGCGUUUUCUCUGAACAAAGAAGCGACUGAACUUGUCCUAACAGACCAAUGCUUUUUUUUUUCUUAAGUGUAAUCUCUCCUCUAACUAUCAAAUAGAGUAUCUUCAACAUGUGUCUGGGUUUUAACAUGAGGGUAAAAAGGUGACGCUUGUAGCGGCAGGAGGAGGAGGAUUAUUACCUGAAAUGUAAAUUUAAGUUGUUGGGUUGCAGUAUUAGUAUUUUGUUUCUGGUUAAAGCUCCUGUGAGAACUGGACUAAAGUUCGUAUUGAUGCUUUUUAUGAUACCAAAAGCAAAACAGACCAUCAGCAACAAGAUAAGAAUUUUCUACGACUACUUUUGUUGCCUGAAACUGGUGCGAAAGGAUGAAAGUCAGCCAAGAAGAUGAAGAAAAAGCCCUUUUUUAAUAUUUCUAUGUUGAAUAUUCACAAUAAAUGAUAAGUUUGACUGUCAGAAGUCAGCAGGAUGGCAUUAUUUGUCAGAAGAUGCUAUUUAAGCAUGUAAAGGACAUGAUAAACAAAGACUGCUUUGUCCACAGGGGGCGCCAAAAUUGACACAAACUAAAAAAUCCUCACAGGAGCUUUAAUGUGGUUGCUAUGGCGUAUAUGCCUGUUCAGGGUGUAUUUUUAGAUAGUUGUAUGAUAUGGCUUAAAGGUGUCUUAUAUUUUCUUCUAAUAUUUAUUCAGACAAAUCAAAUGGCCAAAUACUAAAUCAGACUAAAUAUACAGUCAAACUUUUAUCUGCUGUCUUUGCUCAAAACCCAUAAUGCAUCACUGAUUUCCAUAUUAACCCGACAUCUUUUGUCCUUUUUUUGUGUUAACAGCGAAACCCUUCACCUCCAAAGUGAAGCAGAUGCGCCUCCACAAGGAAGACUUUGAGAUCCUGAAGGUGAUUGGACGAGGAGCCUUCGGAGAGGUAAUAUACACUUUGGUUUUUACGCUCAGCAUAACCACGGAGCAAUCUAUUACCUAACAGGUUGAGAACCUGCAAUUUGGGUUUCCCCUUUUUUUCUCUUUUGUACAAGAAACAGGUGUUAAAGGGUUAGUCUGGAGUUUUUUCUCAUGGACUUCAGCUUCACAACAAGACAAGAGGACUCUUUAAACCGUAAAGUAAUAGUUUGGCUCAACUGGUAAAAGUGACAGUAGAUUAAUUUCUGCUGCAUUCCAGCAACACUGCGCACUAUUGGUCUUCUGGACGAGCAUGACUCUACUUGCAGCUCGAACAAAACGCUUGAAUUCCUCCUAACACCUAACCUCCUGAACGAUAUUGAUGGUUCGCCUGUGUGGCAUUCAUGAGUGUGUGUUUAUUCAGCGCUCUGCAUUUAUGUGCCUGUAGGGAGGUUGAAAUACUUUUGUCACUGGGUUUCAGGUAAUGAUGUCAAAGCUGGGGAAUGUUGAAGGGACAGGUAUUGUGGUCCUCAGCCAAGUCUCUUGCAUAAUUUCAGUGUCCCGCAGAGACCUUAGUUCUUCAAAUCUAAGGUCUCUGCAGUGAAGGAAAAUUAUUUACCCGGUGAAAGCAGGUCGGAUAAAACAUGAAUCAGAUGAACAUGAUUGUUAAACCCACAAGAAAGUGAAUUCCAGAGGCGGAGAGAGAAACCAGCAACGUGAGAGAUGAAGUGAUGGAUGGAGAUAGAUGUGGGCACACCUGUCCGCCUGCAUGUAGCUGCAGUACCACCACAGAAAUCACGCCAAAAUACAAAUGUGCUCUUUUAGUGUCUGGAAGGAGUGCUGGUGUGAGUCAUAUGCGUGUGUGUUUGUGUGUAUGUGUGUGUGUGUGUGUGUGUGUGUAACAGGCCUGUUUUGCUCUGGGAUGUUGUGUGAAUCACGAACAGUGUUAACUUGUGGGUGACAUUCCUGCGCUGUUUCACGUAGUCAGCUGUCCUGGUGCGAGUUUUACAUGACAGGAAGAUUAAAUUAGAGGUUAAAGAGGUUUCAUUGUUUUCAACUGCUCGGUAGAAAAUACUCUGGUAUAUACUUUGGUAACUUCUUUGUACAUUAUUACAGUUUAUUUUUAAGUUUUUUUCAAGUUCUCUGUGAGUUUCAGACAGAAAUCAGAUAAAAGCAGAAAACUCUGAGGGAGUUUAAUGACUUUACGCUCACUUUCCUGAAACUGUAAUGGUGGUACGAAGUAGACGAAGUUAAUGUGGGAGGGGGUGAGCAGCUUGUGGAGUAGUUAUCGUCAAUAUAUCGUGAUAUUGAUUGAGGCCAUAUCGCCUAGCCCUAAUGUGAAGUUUGCGCAUUUUGUAAGAAAACAGUAAAAACCACAUUCUAUCCAGUCUCCUGGUCUUUCAGCUCUACCUUCAAACUAACCUUUAUUUUUAUAUACGAGCAUGACCUAACAGACUGUACUCAUGUUUUCAUGAUAUUCAUGGUAGAAGGUCAGUGACAGAGACCAUGUUUACACUUGUAUGAGUGAUCGGAUCAAGAGUGACAAUCCUGAACUCCAAUCUUUCUUCUUCAUCUGUUGGACAUAUUUACUUUACUCCUCUCAAGCAAAGGUGUGGCCUGUAUUCAGGACAGGUGAUGACAGAAACAGACUAGAGCAUGUCCAUGUUUAUUCUAUGAGUGUAAUUUAUUAUUACAGGACAGUUCACAUCAGUUACUUCUUCCAGUCUAACAAUCAUUGUUUUGACUUUUCUCCGUUAUCAGAGAAUCUGUGUCGUCGUUUUAUUUCAAAGAGGAGCAACAGGAACAUCAAACAUUGUUUUAGUCUAAUGAAGGUGAACGGGGCACGGUGUUAAUUUGCAUCUAAAGUGGGAAAGAGAGAUCUGAUCACAAAUGUUCACAGGCUUUAAAAUGUCACAAGGGCAGUCAAAUCACAUCUGCAGGUACAGACGCACUGAAGUGAUGAGUGAGAGUGAUAAUCUUUGUACGAGUCUAUUUAUAGUCUUAAGUGUAAAAUUGAUCAUCCUAACCCCUAAAAUGAACAUAAGAAGUGUGGUGUCAUGUUUUCAGGGAUUAAUACUGAAGUAGGUUUCAAAUAAGAGAGAAAAAAACACAUUUUAUUGUCAGCUGUUCUUUUCUUUUUGCCUCGGUAUCAGAAGAUAAAUCAAACAUUUUAAUACUAGUAUUUAGGGCUGGACGAUAUGGCCUCAAAUCAAUAUCACGAUAUAUAUUGAUCAGUUCACCUCGAUAACGAUAAACGGAGGAUAACUACUCCACAAGCUGCUCACCCCCUCACACAUUCAGCCGCUACAACUUUUGAACCGUCCUCCAUCUCCUCACCUGUCUUUCCCUCUUUGUUACGGACUGGAUGGGGUGGAGUCACGUCUCUGAUGUAGGACAGUGUCUUAAAGGGACAUGAGACCAUAGCCUACCUACACACAUCCAUAACCAACUUAUAUUUAUUUAUCUAUUUGACACUGAAUAUACCGAUAUGGUCAAAAUGAACUCAGUUAUUGUCGUAAAUUUCUGUAUCGGUAAAUGUUCAGUUUAUCGCCUAGCCCUACUAGUAUUAUUUAGGUGUUGUAAAUUCCCUAAAUGGCCCUGAAAGUAGGUUAAAGGAUAAUUAAACUGGGAAUCAGUUUUUGAGAUUUUUGAAAAAACGUAUCAGACUUCAAGGAACAGCUAUAUAGACCGACUCAGGUGGACGGACACAGGAAAAAGACGUAAAGAAAAAUGCCCAAGCAUCAGACAGGAAGAGAGGAGAGCUUGAGUGCAGGAUGUUUUGGUUCCAUCCUCCUAUUGUCAGCAGCAGAUGUGUGUACUGACUGAGCGUCCAAGAGCUCCCUGAACUGCGAGAGUUCUGCUUGUAUGACUCGAUUUGUCAUGUGUUUGUCAUCAAGAUAGCUCCACUUCCGUGGUAGAUCAUCUUUUUAAUGGUUAGAUUGAGUCAAUAAAGUUAACUACACUUCUUAAAAUACCUCUUCAAACCGAUAUAGUUAAAUUUAGAUAUAUUAAUCCACUUUCCCAAGUAAUGAAUCCUUGUAACAUAACAUUCUUUAAUAUGUGACUUUCUCCAGAGAGCGUGAAGCGAACCCUCCUCUCCGUCUCCCCUGCAGCGGACACUUAGCUUGACUGACAGGAAGAGAUGCAGGAAGGAACAGUGGGGUGAAGGAAUGAGAUGCAGGAACAAAACAGAAAAAAAAAAAUGUCAGCAGUGGCCAAGAACAGUGCGCUCCCCCCCCGUCCGUCCGUCCUCCUCUCUUCCUCCUCCUCGUUCCUCCUCUCCUCUGCGGAGGGAUCACUAGGGGAAAUCCAAACACUGCAGGAAUGUUAUCAUUGUAUUGCAUUAGCAGCAUUCCCCGGCUCAUUUAAUAGACUACAGACCCCUCUGUUGCAUGGGACGCCUGUGUUUGUUUCACUUUUCUUCGGCCCGUCCAGCGCACUUCUAAAUUCCUCUCUGUCUGUUUAUUUGGGUUUUUCUUUUUUUCAAUUUUUCCAUACAUUUGAAUGUAGUUAAAUGUGAUAAGGCCUCAUUAAAAUUUAACUGUGUGUAUAAAAAAUAAAAAAAGACAUGAUCCAGGAUGUGAGCUUGUAUGAACAUGUGCACUCUCUGGCUGUCAGCUCGCAGCGGUCUGUCACAGCAGCUCCUUUUUUGGCAAAAUGCAAAGGCAGAGUCGGGGAAGCUUGACAUGGUACUGUUGGACAAUUAUCAGGGAGGGGAGAGCUGGCAGUUGUUAUGUUGUUAAGGCAGCACAGGAGGGUAUGAGAAGGAAACGCUGUUUAGAUCUCACAUAUUUUCAACACUUAUAUAUACUGUGUGUUUCAAAUGUGCUUUGAGAUUUGAUGCCAGUACUCUCUUUAGUUCCCGUUUUUCAGAAAGUCCCUGGAACGUGUCUCAGAAACGUUUUGUUGCUGUUCUUCCUCAGAGAGGGUGUGAGACAGACUCCCACACACUGACAACAUUUUUUUACACUUUCCUGUAAGCCGUGAAGGUCUGUCGAAUAAGUGACCUCUUUACUCAAUUUUUAAAAAAGGAAAAACUAAGAACAUACUAACUUAAAAGUCCCACUCCGAUCUUUUUUACUACUUAAAGUGUUCUCAGUGGUUUUUAAAUUGUAAUCAUGAAGUUUGUACCAAAAAUCACCUUAAAGUGCUUUUCUUCUGCUGAGCUCCAGUAGAUCAUUAGCAGGGGGAUAUUCGCUGUUACCUCCACUCUUUUACUGCCUCAAGAGCUACGCUGUUACAUUCAUGUCACGUUAUGGAUCUUAUGUUACGUUACGUUACGUUAUGUUACCCAUUGCGUUCGGGUUACCUCAGAAGUCAGAAGUCCAAGCUGGGAAUGACGUCACACCCGAGUUACCAGCGUAAGUCGAAAAAAGGCAAAAUUGGAGGUGGAAACAAGAUGGAUAUAUCCAUGAAAGUUAUUUUAGCUCUUGCCUUGUCCGAAUAUAAGCUAGGACAAGGCAAGCGCUAAAAUAACUUUCGUAGAUGUAGCCAUCUUGUUUCCGCUUCCGAUUUUGCUUUUUUUCCGACUUGGUAACUGAAAUGCCGAUAACUCGGGUGUGACGUCAUUUUCAGCUCCGACAUCUGACUUCUGAGGUAACUUUAACGUAGCCUAAUUCUAUGAAUGCUAUUAAUGCUACCCGCUAUAUAGACCAUGUAUGAGCUUCAGCGUUACCUUUCAUGUUGAUGCAAGAGGGUCCGACAAGAUUUGAUGCACUCGUUGAAGACUUAAAACAAGUCGAAAAUAACGUUGCGUGUAGUUUUGCUCACACAGUGCAAGUGGAAAUCAUUAGCUGCAUUACCUGCCGUGUUUACCUCUGGUUUAUGAACAUAACUUUUAAUUCUGAGAAGACUUAACUCUUGAAAUGAGGACGAUGAUCUGAUGUUUUGUUCCCUGAUGUUCAAGUAUCACAGGAAACAAUGUGAAAGAAUGUGACAUGAGCUCAUAGGCAACAUGAUCUCCUGAGCGAGUCCUUUAACCGGGCGAGUGUAAGUGCAGUCAGCUGAUUCAGAGUCUGUCAAUCACACAGCCAAGGCCGGGUUAUAAUGUGGAUUCCUGCUCUAAUAAGAUGAGAUUGUUGUGUUCCCUUAUCUGAUGGUAAAGUAAUACUUAAGGAGAUGAUUGAAAAUGGCUGUCCGCUGUAGGAGAGGCCUCAUCUCUCUCAUCGGCCUGCUUUUUUGUACAUCUAAAAAUCUUUUGACCCACAAUUCAAAGAGUUUACAACUAGCAAGGAGGAAACCUAAAUGGUGUUAAAGUAUCCAGCUGUGUGUGUGAGUGUGAGUGUGUGUUUAUGGCGGUGUGUAUUUGUGUGAAUCCAGGUGGACAGCAUCUGUCGGCCUUUUAGGUCAACGCCGUCUGUGAUCAUUUCUUCUCCUCCUUUCUUCACUUCUUUUCUUGAUUUUCUGGAUCUGAUUUUUUACAAACUAAAAUGUCUUAAACUUGUUUGUAUAGCUGUGAAAUUUCACGUUAUAGUUCUGUCAAAUGUUUAAAAACAACUUUUUAAUCUUGUUUUUUUCUUCUUUUGCUCACACAGGUUGCAGUUGUAAAAGUGAAAAACACUGACAAAGUAUUCGCCAUGAAGAUCCUCAACAAAUGGGAGAUGCUGAAGAGGGCAGAGGUGAGCGUUUAUUCAAUUAGUAUUAAAUUCUGCAGCAGUGGUGGUGGUUCUAUCUUUGCAGACUUAAAAAGGUGUCGACUGUUCAGAAAAAUCAAACCUCAGCAGGUCUUUGUUGAUAAAUGCUCGUCGAACAUGUCUCUGCUUGAGCCGCGUUCGCUGCGUGUUGUUUCUUUUUCAUCGACCUCUUCCUGACAGUCUGACAUUCCUGCCGGUCCCCCGGGUCUUCUGUCUUCAUGCCUCAUAUAUGUCACAGGCCAAAACUGCUCGCUGCUGCGUGUGCGAAUGCCUGGACAUGGGAAAAACAAUGUAGAGCAGCAGAUGUACUCUCUGACAGAGAAAUGAACAAGUGAUUAAAAAUACUGGAGUUAGUUUGCUGUGCCGUUGUCAUAGUUACGAUACUUUUUAAGAGCUGUCCUGUUAAUAUGAUGUUAAAAAAUGAUAAAUGGUAAAUCUGCAGCUGCACAAAACCAGGCUAAAAGCUGUGCAAGCAACUUUUUAUGCGUCAGUAUUCUCUCUACAUGUGCAACAAAAUUAAAGGUGGGGUAGUCAGGAUCUGAGGAAGUGCCAGUUUUGGGGAGAAAUCUUGAAUGUAAACUCUACCCCUCCCAACCACUUUUUCCCCUCAGCUCCUCCUCUCCCCUCCCUCUCUGCUCCAGCAAGCCCCGCCCACAAACAGACGCUCCUGCUUGUUCAGAUAUAAUGCAGAUAAAUACUUCAGAUAAUUACAAAUGGGGCCCAGUCAAGGUGAAAGUAAAAACAUUGGUGCUACUGUAGAUGCCAACAGACUACCAGCAAACACAAUGUUUGCAGGACUUCUACAACUAGGAUAAAGUGACAUAGUCCAGGACCCGAGGUCAACAGUUUAGCGUUUGACAAGAAAUACUUCUGUUACAGACACUUGGUUUACUUUAUUAAAACGGUUUACCGUCCAGCAGAAAGGUUACAGGGUCUGUAAGAUCCCAAGCGUCCCCCAACAUUGUUGACCCGGCUUUUUAGCUCUUGUCUACCUCCGUUUUAAGUGCUGGUUAUUCCUCCAGAGUCUCCGGUAUUUACUUUGUUUUCUUGCUUGUGUCGGCAGUCGUGGCCAAAGGAGGAUUCAGACAAUUUUCUGUACUUCCUGGUUGGUUUCUACUGUCCGAUUUUGUAGCACGCUAACUUUGUUUGGGCUCCUGAACGACACGGGGGAGCAGCUUUUUGAAUCACGUUAUAUCGUUAUAAUCCCCAAAUAUCAAUAACUAAUAACUAUUGACUGAUAUUUAAAGCUUUUUUGUAUAUUCACCCCAAAAAAGAUGCUUCUUUAACAGAUUCCUGCCCACCCCACCUUUAAUCUGAAUAUAACCCUGAAUCAUUUCUUCUUGUAGACGGCGUGUUUUCGGGAGGAGCGGGAUGUGUUGGUAAACGGGGACUGCCAGUGGAUCACCACCUUGCACUACGCCUUCCAGGACGACAAUAAUCUGGUAACUUCCUCUUCCUCAUGUGUUCAUUCUUUGAUUUGUGGGCCUAAAACCUCUCAUAGGGAACUUUUAACCUUCACUUAUCUGAUCCCCUUUGGAGGAUCGCCACACCUCUCAGCUCAGUACAUUCAAACUUUGGUACUUUCCACAGAAACAACAACACUCCACCUGCCAUUCUCACCGUUUCACCCGCCAGUUCAUUUAUAGAAAACAGCACCGGCUCUGCCAGACGCCGACUAGCACAUUCGUUCCUCGCCACAAAGCACAACAUGACUUAGAAUUGUAGGAAACUGGGCAACACCGCUUGAAAUCAUUUAUGUAAAAAAAGAAAAGAAAGAAUGACUCUGUCUGGACUGGAGCUCGCUGACUGGUUAUUGGCCGAGCUCUUUCUCGCUCUCAUUGGCUCCUGGAGGCAGCAGUUCUUCUCGCUCCGUCCUGACAGUCUGUCCUCUCUGUGUGACCCUGGGUUCAAAUGCCAGGACUGCUUGUCAUUCCUUUUCCCACAUUCUCACAACAAAUGCUUCACCCUGGACACUCCCCAAACUUUAAAAAUACACACCGCCGCCUGACCAGACGUCUAUUUUUAGGAAAACCAUCAAAAGUCUAAAGCUGAAUAUGCACUCUGUGUGAGAAAGGAGGAGAUGAGAGUGAUGGGGGGUGGGGGGAGAGAGACAGAAACAUGUUUGACUUUAUUUUUAACCCUCUGUUAUCUCUUUGUCCGCCUCUCUAGUACCUGGUCAUGGACUACUAUGUGGGUGGGGAUCUGCUGACUCUGCUAAGUAAAUUCGAAGACCGUCUGCCAGAGGAGAUGGCCAAGUUCUACCUGGCUGAGAUGGUGCUGGCCAUCGACUCAGUACAUCAGCUUCACUACGUCCACAGGUGAGGACCAGGCAAAGUGUGUGUGUCAGUGUGUGUGUGUCCGUGUGUGUGUAAUUAUUUUCCAGAGGAGCCCCCCGGGCGAGAAAUCUGGAUGAUGGAUGUUCAGUGUACUCUAAUCCUCCAGCUGUGGGGAGCCACAGCAGCUAAAUGAAAAUAAAUAAGCACUGUGGAGAGUGUGUGUGUGUGUGUGUGUGUGUUUGAUGAUCACUGUUGCUAGUCAAUAGUGCUGACUAAUUAUAGAGAAUAUUGGUGUGUGUUAUUAUUGCACUCUUGAAUAUUUGGGGUUUAAUUUGGUCAUGGAUACGUGAGAGGAAGGAUUGCUCUAACAUGGAUCUGAAGCUUUAUUAAAAGUGCUAUGAGAAUAAUAAUAAUAGAGGUCAGACUGAAGAGUCUUUAUGAAUGUUAGAUUAGGUGAUCAGAUAGGGUGACCACACGUCCUCUUUUACUCAGACAGGUCCUUUUUUUGUGGGAGAUGUCCGGCCUUGUCCGAAGGAGUUUAUAAAAUCCUUAAAAAAUCCAGGGUUUUGGAUGAAAGUUUUGAGUUUGUGUUUCUCAAAAUAACACAUACAUUCGAACAUGAAUAUUCGUUCUCAAAAUAACACAGACAGUCAAACAUAUUCAAAUAUCUAGCUUACUCAGCUUGCAUAUAACUUCAUUUCACUCAGCAUUUUUUCUGUCUAUCAUGUCUGCCCAAAAUCCGAAGAAUUUCCAAACAGAGCUUCUAAAGUUUGUUGGAGUCCAGACCACUCUCUCCAAGUUUGGCUCCGAACAUCUCCGCCGUCUCUCUCUGCAUGUGCCCUGGACGGUUUUUGUCGAGUCUCACUGGACCUGUCCCUGACCCAUCGUUACAAUGGGCAGCAAAGCAACCGCUGUUUUUUUUUUUUCCCCACUCUGUUUUUUCCCGCUGUUUAUUUAAUAUUCAAAUAUUGAUUUUCACAUUCGAAUCUUGUUUUUUUUAAUAUAUAUUUGAAUUUAGAAUAUUCGUUGACAACCCUAGCGUGGACUGGGUUAGAAACGUGUAAAAAACACUCGACCCAACCUGAAAACUCUUAAAAUUAACUACCCACAACUCCGUGACUCCGCCCUGCAUAGUCGUGUCCUCUUUGUGGGGAUUCAGGAUAUGGUCACUCUAGAUCAGAGUCAUAAGUUUUCAUCAGUGGUGCCCAACCAAUCCCCAUGAUGACGUAGAGAUGAAGGGGGCUUGGCCUUUUCACGUGUCUACAUCUUGAAUUUCAAAAUAAAAGUCUUAAAAAAGCAGACUCCUCUUGAUUUGGAUACUAAAUUAUUUUACUCACUAGUAGAAGAUGUCUUUAGGAACAGGAAGUUUGGCCUUGCAGGACGGGGAGAGGUCACAUCGGCAUGUUAAAACAAUUACAUAACAGGUUUUUUUUUUGCUGGGGGCUCGUCAAAGAAAAUCUGCUCAAGGAGCAAAGGAAGGAUGAGAGGUGCAUAAGGAAACGAGGGAGGGUCAGAGAGCGAGUAGGAUAAUCCAGGACGGCUUGGUGGGAUAAUGUUUCGGGUGUGUCUGUUGUCUCUGGGAAAUCCAGCGGGAAGUCAGAUGGAAAGAGACGCAGCGACAGUCAGAGAGAGAGAGAUGUAGAUAUAAAUGUUUAAGUAAAGAAAGGGAGUGAAUGAGAGGAGAGUGGGGAGCCACUAAUUGCAUGGUGUUAUCUGGGGGCUGCGGUCGGGGGUUGGUGGCGGCAGCAGCAGAGACGGAAAGUGGAUGGAGGACAAGAAGGGACAAGAGGGAGGGGACUGAACUGUUUCCCUUUAAGUCCCCUGCAGCUUUGGGACAGUAAUGAUGGGGUAUGGGAGGUGUGUGGGUGGGGAUUUGGUGCUGUCACCUCCCCCCAUGGACCAACCUCUUACUCCUCCUAUGGUCUCUCUCUCUCUCUCUCUCUCUCUCUCUUACACCAUAUAUUUGUAGGAAAACUGUGUAGAGGGUGGAGAUAGCCAUGCAGGUCCCCUGAGGAGGGUGUGUCCUGCCUGAUGAGUGUGUAUGAGAAGUUUGUGUGUAAGGGUGUGUGCUUAACCUUAAUGUAAUUGUGUAUUGCUAAGUUUGGCAUUAACAAAGCUAAAGCACUAAAGAUGAAAUAAACCCUGUUAUUUAAAAACAUAAACGUCCAAUAAACAGAAAAAAAGUGUUCUUCAUUCACUUGAUGGAAUGAAAGAGGAUAAGGUUUUUCAAUUUCCAUUUUGAGAUUAAAGUAGAAAUUUUGAGAUUUAUGUCGAAGUUAAAGUAAAAAUUUCAAGAUUAAAGUCGAAAUUUUAAAAAUUCCAAAAUGUCGACUUUAUUCAUUUCAACUUUAAUCCCGAAAUUUUGGCUUAAAUCUCAAAUAUUAUUUUUCAUCUCGAAAUUUUGACAUUAUUCACAACAUUUUGACAUUCUGUAAUCUCGAAAUUUUGACUUUAAUCUCAAAAAAAUAAUUUCUAAUCUAGAAAUUUCAAUUUAAAUCUCCGUCCUGUAAUUCUUAUUCUUUUCUUCAUGUAGCCCUAAUCCUCUUUCAUAUGAUCGAGCUCUGAGAACAGAAUCAGUUGUUUUAUUAUUGUGCAUUAAAGAUAUAUACUUUAUCUAAAAUAUAACAAUAGUGUCGAACUACAGCCACUUAGCUUUAAUAUAAACUAUAAUUUACUUCUAAGUCUUUGUAUAUCUGUCUUAACUCUCAUUCUGUUUGUCAUCAUGUUAAACUGUUGACUUAUAACAGUAUUUAUAAUAUAGUCUAGCCGUCCAAACAGAUAAAUUUGCAGUUUCAGAUUAAAAAUAAACAUUAAAAAAUCAACAAAAAGGCGAAAAAUCACUCGUAAUGCAAACGUUUCUUAAGGAUCUCUUACAGGAGCACUUUGAGUGACAUACUCAUGAGUCUGGUGUGUAGAUAUUCUAUCCUCUAAAACACAGUCUGAUUGUUAAAAUGUACAGUAAAUGUUGAUGAAGUUGUUGGUCAGGAUGUUCUUAGAGUCUGUGAAUGAGGCGGAUUUUUCCUUUUCUUUGCUUACUCAUAGAAAAAACAGAAAGUGACCUCAUGCUCAAUAUAAAGGAGCAGUUUCAUGUCUUUGUCAUUCACUCCAUUCCCCCCACCAGGGCUUAAAGAGUACUUACACAUACUGCAGUUUAAUCUUAGUCAUAGUUCACAGACACGUCAUGCCUCAUCUGAGUCUUUUUUCCCCCUGUUUUGUCGAGCUUAUAUUUCCUCUCGUUUUCAUGUUUCAUGAGCGUGUAAAGCUCUCAAAGCUGUCUGGAAACUUUACUGCUUGUAACAAUAUUACCUAAUAGAGUGAAAAUUUGUUCUUAAAAUAGACGAUUAAGUUUGUGGAAAUAGUUUGUAAACUGCUGAUGAGUGAGGAAAUCCCCGUAAUGGAUGUUUUAGAUGGCGAACACUGUUAGCUAAGAGUGUAAAUAAAGGCAUUAAAGCUCAUCUCAUGUUGGCGUUUUGUCGUGUUGUGAAGUCGGUGACCUUGCGGCGAUGGCGUCCCGUUUAAAAUUCAUAUUAACGAUCCUGUUGACACUGAUGAAGUCGAAAAGAGCUCAGAUGAAAGAAAUGAAGAGGCAAAAACCUUGAGGUCAACCUUCUGUCCCCUUCAGCGGAGUCCCAGGAGAGGCAGCGUGUGCUGGAGUCAGACCCAAAGGGACUCUGAGUGUGUGUGUGUAAGUGUGUGUGUGUGUUCAUUUGUUCAGUGGUCAGUGAUCUGCUCGGUCCCCCCAGAGGGGUCUGAGUAACGUUUCAAUGGGCCAGCUCAGCAGGGCUUUGUGCUGCCUAGCACCACAUCUGUCUGCCACGGGAGAACGUGUGUGUGGUUUUGUGUGCGUUUGUCAGAGGUUUGGGGGGUUGCUGGUCGAGUGAGAGUGGAGGUGGGGGGUUGGUUCGAAUGAGUUUGUGUGUGGAGUGGACGGACAGGCAGAGAGGGAAAGAUAAAAACAGCUUUUACUAUCCUGACGUUAGACGGGUCUCACUCUCAGUUUUGUAAUGCACUGUGUAAUUGUGCGUUUGUGCGUCUCUGCAGCCUUUGUGUGUUUGUUAUUGAUUGGUGCCAUGUGUCUCUUCACAGCCUGGUGAUCAGAGAGCGAACAGGACUCGCUCUCUCUGUCCCACAAACACAAAGACACACAUAAGCAGCUGUCAUUCAUCAAUGAUCCGCGGUCGUAUCGUCGCCGUUUUGGGAUCAAAAUCAGAACAAACUUAUAGCGAGGAGGCGGUGUGUGUGUGUGUACAUGUGUGUGUAUGUGUGUUUGUGCAGGAGUAUCAAGUGAUGCCAGAAGUCACACAGGCAGCAGUUCUCUGAAUCAUUAGUUAACAAACGCUUGGCUGGAGCCGUGCCUUGUCUGUGCAGUCUGCAGAGCUGCUGCAGGCCACAUCCUAUCUGUGUGUGUGUGUGUAUGUGUGUGUGUGUGUGUGUGUGUGUGUAUUGUGAGGUGGUGUCCAGAUGGCCCUCACAGAUGGAUGCUGCGGUCUUAAAGGAGAUUACCUCUCUCUAUUCUAGUCUCCGCGUUGUGCCUUAAGACCGCAGGAGCCCUGUGACACAGUAGCCCAAUUAACUAUUCGAACGAGCGCGGCCCCGGCGCUCGCUCAGCACCACCCGCCUCUCUGAAAAGGGUUAAUGUGAGUCAGCUCUUGCGAGGGAGUGGAUCUAAACAGAAUAAUUUAAAGCAGAGAUUUCAAGAUUGAACGUCUCUUCAUGUACGGUCAUGUGAAACUCUUUCGCUCGAAGGCUCAAGUGUGAUAGAGGGAGAGGAAUAAGUAAUAGAGGAGAGAGGGGUGCGCGCAGAGAGAGGGCUUUGGUGCACGUGUGUGUUAUCAGUAGCCGCACCAUUACCCUCCUCACUUACCCCCACUGCGCUGUUUGUCUGCCACACACAGGCAUUACACACACAUGGACAAGCAAGGGUCAACUCAUGCUGUCUGCUCUUUGGCAGACCAGAAGUCUCUGCAGCAGAUUAAGGCUUUGGAGCAAUUGAGGCACCUGUGUGUAUCCAUAAACACACACACAAACGCACACACACAGGUCGACAUACUCUCACUCCACUCCUUAGUGUCACACUGUACGUCUCUGAAUGUGUGACAUGUUUUGAGUCUUCUUCUCUGCCUUUCCUAAUGCGGCUCUGCUCACCACUGCCACCUGCACAUCAGCGGAGUAACACACAUCCAGCAUCAGGACUAUGUGACGUGUUUCUGGACAUUUUUCAUCAGAACUAGAGGAACGCUCAUAAAAACCCUCGUCCCGUGGCACCACUAGCGGUCUAAAAACUCAGCGGGGCUGCACCUUCGAGCUAACCUUCAGAAAUAACGUCUCUCUCAGAGGUUAAACAUGUUCCAGGAGUUCUGCUUAUAACAUUACACCGCUACAAGCCAAAAGCCGUUUUUUUUUUCCAGAAAUUUUGCCCAAGUUCAUGUCCUUGUGUAAAAGUCUUCCGUUAUAUGUAAGUUUUGAGUGGUUAAAAUUAUAGUGCAUGAAACAGAAACGCACAGAAUUCAAAACCUUGUUUAUCCCGGACAACAUCGUCUUUACAUUAUGUCUGAAUUUCUCUUCCUGCCAAGUUCACGCCACUCAUUUGUCGAGUGAAUAUAUAUGGACUCGGGUCUCGUGUGGUUUCAGCAUCUUCUUUAAAGUGUUCAAUCUGGAACUCAUCUGUGUCAAGAUCUUUAAAGAGACUUCUAAGUAAUCCGCGACGUAAGCAGCGACUCUUAAAGUGUCGAUUUAUACACGCAUAUUUGUUUCGGAGCCUGAUUUUUAUGCGUCUACACAAGUCACAUAUGUAUACGUUUAACUUUUAUCCUUGGUUUUAUAGGUUGGUGAUUUAGUGGUGCAUCUAAAGCAGAGAGAUAGCUUGCCCACCCCGUGCCCCAGCCCCCUGAGAUAGGACUAUUAACACCACUGGAAAAUGACAGGGGCUCCACAUCAGGCUUUGAAGAGCUCUAUAGCUAAAGACAGAAACAUCAAAGUCCUUUUCAGAGUCAGUCUGUGUUGGCUCGUUCAUGAAGUCUCUAAAGCUGGGGUAGAGAUCUUAUAGAUUUUGUACGCAGUCAAUGAGAAUAUGUGGAAAGUUUGAUGACAAUUUUCAUCAAGAUUUUCAUGAACAGUUAUGAAGCCUUUUUGCUCUCAUUACAGAUUAAACUGAAACAAUUGAUAAUAUCUAAGAGGUUUGUUUUCUUGGCACUCUUGCUUCCCUCUCUAAACCUGACUCAGUCUCAGCAGAUGACUGUCUAACAUCAGUCUGGUCCUGCUCGAGGUUUCUGCCUGUUCAAGGAAGUUCUUGAGUCUGAUUCUGCUCAAGGUUUCUGCCUGUUAAAGGAAGUUCUUGAGUCUGAUUCUGCUAGAGGUUUCUGCCUGUUGAAGGAAGUUAUUGAGUCUGGUCUUGAUCAAGGUUUCUGCCUGUUCAAGGAAGUUCUUGAGUCCGGUUCUGCUUAAGGUUUCUGCCUGCUAAAGGAAGUUCUUGAGUCUGGUUCUGCUUGAGGUUUCUGCCUGCUAAAGGAAGUUCUUGAGUCUGAUUCUGCUUGAGGUUUCUGCCUGUUAAAGGAAGUUCUUGAGUCUGGUUCUGCUUGAGGUUUCUGCCUGUUCAAGGAAGUUCUUGAGUCUGGUUCUGCUUAAGGUUUCUGCCUGUUAAAGGAAGUUCUUGAGUCUGGUUCUGCUUAAGGUUUCUGCCUGUUAAAGGAAGUUCUUGAGUCUGGUUCUGCUCGAGGUUUCUGCCUCUUAAAGGAAGUCCUCCCCUCCAUUGUAACGUGAUAUAUCCUGCAAAGUGUUUCCCUCAUGUGGUUAAAGAUGGGAUGGGAGUGGGUCUGACCGGAUCUUUACAUCAUGUCUUUGUUUAUAGAGUCUGGUCGAGACCUGCUUUUGUUUGCUUAUCGCCUUGGGAUAACACUCGCUGUGAAUUGGCGCUCUAUAAAUAAAGAUUUAUUGAUUGAUUGAUUGAUUGAUUGAGGGGGUCUGGAGCUGUGAGCUUUUUUCAGAAAGUGGAUUGAUUAUCUUCAGCAGAUGCAGCACCAGGUUAGACAUUACAGCCUGUGAUUGUCUCUGUAAGCUGUCAUGACUCAUGUGUCCCCCUAACUGGAGUGUUUUUGUGUUCCUGCAUGCUUUCACCGCCAUUCGAAAUAAUUAUAUGUGCCCUUAAUGCAGUGUGGUUGAGUGUGUUGGGAGGAGGGCCUCAGACUGGGGCUGCUCUCAGGGGAAAUCAGUGGAUUGGUCAGACAAGGACAGUGUCUAUAUUUAGCCUCUCUGCCAGGAUAGAAUGACAUCUCUGUUUGGUUCAGGCCAGCCGUUAUUGGAGUCACUUAGUAAAUGAUUUAAAACAAUGUUCAAGUCAACAAAAUGACUCAGUCAGUUGAGGAUGUCUGCUCUGGAAACAGAAGAUCAGACAUGAAACAGAGCUGUUAAAACCUACCAGCAAGAGACCGGACUAGACCGGGCUCUUAGAUCCACGCCAGGGAUUCCCAUCAGCACAGAAGGACCAGAGCUCAUGAAGGUUAACACAGACCACCUGUCAGUGACCACCUGUUGAAUGGAGCGGAGGAUCUCCUGCACCCCCCAAACUGAACGAGGGAUCCAAACACAUCAUAGUUUCAUGAUUGGACAAUAUCUUGAUUUUUUAAAAAGUCAGUAUGAUACUUAGAUUAAUAUUUUUCAUUGACAAACACUUGGAAAGCGCGAGACACGAUAGAGAUGAAAAUCGAUUUGAGAAUAUACUUUUUUUAACAUCGUCAUCAUCAAAUAAUCUGAUUACGAUUUAAAAUCGAUUAAUCAUGCUGACCGACCUCUUUGGUAUUACAUAUUACAAACACGCAUCUGUCAGCCAGUCUUCUUAUGCAUUCACACCUUAAAAUCAUGAUUAGCUGCUGGGAGUGAAAAUAGCCGCUUGAUGAAUAUUGAAACUGUCCGUCUGGUUCAGCGGUUGCAGCCAUGAAUCGUAGCGACUGGAAUCCAGCCACUGUCUGUAUGGUUAUUAUAAACACAUCAUCAGCAGAAGUAAUGCUGAGCAGAUGCAGUCGGAGUGUGGAGGGAGCUGUACGGCUGCUGUGUACACGUCUGUGAAAGAAUGUGCUGUCUACCCUCCUCCCUCUCUCUUUACAGUCCUUGUCUGUUCACAAACACAAAUAUCGUUAGAAAAGUGAACAGGGGAGUGUGUGUGUAAGCCGAGGACAGAGGGCGUGUGCAUAUUCCCUCAAAAAGAGUGCAUUUUUUUCUGCUAAAUCCCACAACACAAGUCCAAUUAUUUCUGUGUUUAUUCUCGCUUUCGGUCAAUUUGGAGUUGUCACGCUUCUGAUAAAUGUUCAGGAGGAAAUUACACUUGAUUAAAUCACGAAUGUUUCUGAAUUAUUACUUACUAGCUUCUCAAGCGAGUUUAGACAAAGCGAGCUAAAUGUCCUGAGGUUAUGUUAUUCAAUCUGAUGAAAACUGAUGAGGAGUUUCACUGUAAUAUCAAGUCAAGUGUUUUCAGUGUUCUUAUAGCUGUUGUUUCUUUUGGAGGAGUAUCUUGUUUUUUCUCUGUCUGUCUAAAUUUGCCCGUUCUUUCUCUCCCCACCACAAACCCCCCUGUCCUUUUUCUCUCCUCUUCUUCUUUUAGGGACAUAAAACCCGACAACAUACUGUUGGACGUGAACGGCCACAUCCGCCUGGCUGACUUUGGCUCCUGUCUCAAACUUAUGGAGGACGGGACGGUGAGUUUUUUUUUUUUUUACCACAGCACUGCUGACGCUUCCCCCAGUCCAAAGCAAACAUACCAGAGCUUUACUGACCUCCUUGUCAACCCCCAGGGGUCUCCCAGGAGGAGUGCGGUUCAGCGGCUUGGCUGUUCUAACAUUUUAUGAUUUAGACAAUUCUUCUUCUCGCAGAAAAAAAGCCGUUUCCCUCAGGUGUUACAUAAAAGAAAGACGUCAGGAUGAAAUGGAUUAUCAAAGAGGUGUCUAGGUUUGUUCCUCCAAUGUUAACAUCGUGAUUUUGACACAUGAACCUUUGGAAAAAUAAAUUGAGGGUUUAUUUAACACUGGCUUUGAAUAAUACGCUCAGUACAAUCAAAAGCUGCUUCUCAUCAUACCGAGCUGAAGUCCAGAAGUUGUCCUAACUUCAAACCAGUAGUCAAGUUUAUGAUAUUGAUUAAAUUACUCUGACAAAAUAGUUUUUUGAUCCAGAUCUUUUCAGUACAAAAAAAGAUCAGGCCCACAAGAAGAGAAAAAAAAUUACAGGAGGGAGAUUUUUUAAUUUCCAUUUAAGGGUUAAAGUCGGAAUUUCGAAAUAAAAGACAAAAUUCUUAAAAAGUCAAAAUUAAAAAAAAAAUAAAUAAAAAAAUAAUUUCAUGAAUGAGGUCGAAAUGUCAACUGUAAUCUCAAAAUUUCAACUUUUAUCUUGAAGUUUCAGUUUUUAAUGUCAACUUUAUUGACAUAAUUCCAAUUUUUUAAUGCUGAAAUUUUGACUUUAAUCUUGAAAUUUCAAUUUUUAAUGACGAAAUCCAACUAUAUUGACAUAAUUUUAUUUAUUUAUUUUUUUUUAAAUUUGGAUUUUUACUUGAAAUUUGGAUUUUAAUAUUCUUCCUGUAAUUUUUUUUUUCUUCUUAUGGCCCCAAUCCUCUUUUAUACUUCUGAGACCUCUCAUUUUCAUCCAAGAUACCAUUUAAGUGCUUUGUUUAGAUUCAGCAUCUAAAGUGAUUUCUCCAGAUUGCAAAAUAAAAGUAAAAACAAAGUUAGAAAAACUUUUGCAGAGCAGAGAAUUUAUUGAAGGUUUAGUCUGCCUUUUGUUAGGUUGUAUUCAGACUGUUAUCCAUCAUCAUCUUUGCUUUUAUUCAAAUGUGGUCCAAUACUUACUCAAGUUAGUAUAUUCUUUUUCUUGAGUGAUUUUUUAAUAAGUCUUGUUUUAUCUGGUCCUUUCUCUCAGGUCCAGUCUUCCGUGGCGGUGGGGACUCCGGACUAUAUCUCCCCAGAGAUCCUUCAGGCUAUGGAGGACGGCAAAGGCAAGUACGGGCCUGAGUGUGACUGGUGGUCCCUGGGAGUCUGCAUGUAUGAGAUGCUGUACGGCGAGACUCCUUUCUAUGCAGAGUCCCUGGUGGAGACCUACGGGAAGAUCAUGAACCACAAGGUCAGCUGAAACCUCAAAGUGGAUUUAAGUAGAUUCUUCAAAAAUACGAGAUUGUGACGUUGGAUUAACAGAGAAUUCAAAUCUUUGUUUUAGGAGCGUUUUCAGUUUCCACAGCAAAUAACAGACGUGUCAGAGGAUGCGAAGGAUCUGAUUCGUCGGCUCAUAUGCAGUCGUGAACACAGAUUGGGCCAGAAUGGCAUCGAGGACUUUAAGCACCACCCUUUUUUUACUGGUACAGCUGCAUCUUUGAUUCUGUUAUUUAGAUAGUCUCUUUAAUCUCACAGAUAUGAUAAAAUAAUCUGUUCUGGAGGCUUUAGCAUGAUGUGUGAUCACCUAUGUUGUCCUAGGCAUCGAUUGGGAAAACGUCCUCACCUGUGAAGCCCCCUACAUCCCAGAGGUCAGCAGCCCCACAGACACCUCCAACUUUGACGUGGACGAUGACUGCUUAAAAAACUCGGUAAGCUGCUUGUUCAGGGAUCAAGACACAAACGCUGAUCCCUCACUCUGCUGCAAAUCUGUCACUGCAGACUCAUUUAAGGACACUGAUCGCUGCACUACAAGUUUAAGUCAAAGAAAUAAGACACACCCAGAACUUGGAGUUACAAUCAGUGUAAGAGGGGUCGUUACAUUGGUGGAAAGUGCAAAAAAUGACAGUAAGAUAUAGGACUGGGCGAUUUGGCAAAAAAAUGAUCACAAUAUAUUUUGUCAUAUCGUCCGAUCUCGAUUAUUAUCACAAUUUUUUUUUAAAACUGCCAAUUUUACAGCUUCUGUAGUAAAAACUAAAGAAACUAGAGAUUAGUUCAACAUUUGAUUAACAUACAAAGUAAAUUAAAUAAAAUAAACUUAGAAAAAUAUAAAAACCAUUUUAACUCAACAGAACAACAAAUGUCGAUAAACACUAAAUAAUACAGUGAACUAGUUUAAAGUCCUGAGUGUUUUUGCAGGUAUGCAAGACCCAAAAUAAAUAAAUCGCCCCUCAGGGAUAAUGAAGACGCCUUCAAAUGUAAACUUUAGAUGACGAUGAUAAUGAUGAUGAUCAAUAUCAAUAUCAUCAUCACAUCCAUACCUGUCUUUUGUUGGCACUGAUCUUUCUUUCUGUUUUAUAUUUUUCUCAUACUUGUCUUUAAAACUCUUCUUCGAUUGCACUGCCCUUUCGUUCUUUUUUUACCGUAGUUCUUUAUCUGUUAACGACUUAAUUUCGCCACUGAAGGAUGAAUAAAGAAAAAUCUAAUCUAACCUAAUCUAAACGUAGAUGAUAUGAUUGAUUCCUGCUUCAUGUGUGUGUCUUCUCUGCAUUUUCAGGAGACUAUGCCCCCUCCCUCUCACACUGCUUUCUCCGGUCACCACCUGCCCUUUGUGGGAUUUACCUACACGAGUAAAUGGUAAGUGCCUUUAGCGUUGGUUAGUCCCUUCACAUUCAUUGCAUACUUGGAUAAAAUCCUCCCUAAGUGGAGAAGUAAGGACAGAUAUUUUUCCGUAGUUAGAAAUCAAUUUUAAUUCAUUCUUAGUUUUUAAUAAAGAGAUUUAUAUGAAACCUUGUCAUCAUCUGGCUUUACGUGUCGUUAAUCCACAUCAGCAGACAGAUUUUCCAGACGAGUCCUCUCUCCCUGCAUAGCAUCGUUAUUAUCACGCCAUCGACAGAAACAUAAAUCAUGAAAUUAGCUCUCCUGCCUAAUAAGGUGAUGUUCAUGACUUGUUGUAGAUCUGUCUGUGAGAAAGUUACAGUCUCAACACUUACUCCCUUAUCUCUUCAGGGCUCCGUGAUAACAUUCUCCCCCCUCUCUCUCUCUCUCUCUUUCGUUUUUUUCCACCACUUCAUCCCCCUCCAUUUCUCUUCCAGUUAGUCUAAUUCCUCUCCGCUCGGCCUCGCCAGCCGUCUUUUAUGACUCAACAUCUCGUCUUUCAGCUCAUUUCCAUCUCAAUCAUCUGUUUGUCUUUCCUGUUUCCUCUCUCCUGCUGUUUCCUUUUUCACUCUCCAUCUCCGCUGAACAAAAACAGAAUCGCAUCAAUAAAAGGCCUUUUCUUUCUUCCUCUCUCUCUUUUUGACUCUGAUUUGAUUUAUCGUCUUGAUUCCCAAACUUCUCUUUUAUGACCUAAAAUGUUUCUCAUUAUCCCUCCGUUACAGCACCCUAUCCGACAGAGGUUGCCUCCGACAGUUGGCGGUAAAGCCCGGUAUGUCGGGUCAGGACGAGGUGGACCAGGAUGUGCAGCGCAGCCUGGAGGACAGCCUCGCCACCGAGGCGUACGAGAGGAGGAUCCGCCGCCUGGAGCAGGAGAAGCUAGAGCUGAGCCGCAAACUGCAAGGUCGAGUUUGUCUCCUCAUACUUUUUUUUCCAACAAUAUCUUCAUUUAUUCCCAGAAAACACAAAAACACAAUAUUAGCCUACAAAACCAAAGAAAUUAAAAAGAAACCAAAGAACCAGGCGUGAGGGUUUUGUAGAAAAUAAAAGAUUUUUAAGUGCGCCUUAUCAUGAGAGAAAUACGGUAAAUAAAGAUGUUUAAAAAAAUCAUAAUUGAGAAAAAAACAAAAGGGGGAGAAAAUAAGUACCAAACCAACCAGACACUACUCAUGUCUCCCCACAUUAAAACUGACAUGAUGUGUCUCACCUGAUCUCCUGCAGAGUCCACUCAAACUGUGCAGGCCCUACAGCAUCCAUCAGGCGAGGGUCCUGUCAGCGCCAACAAAGAGGUGGAGAUCAGGAGUCUGAAGAGCGAAAUCGACAUCCUCAAGAAGCAGAUCGCAGGUCAGGGUCUUUUUUUUUUGGAUAUUAUACAGUAAAAUCAUUUUAACUGAACUCUUUUUUUAAUGGAGUGAAUUUCUAAACUGUUUCUCGAUGUGUGUUUGUCAGACUCGGGCCAACUGGAGAAGCAGCUGGAGGACGUUUCGACGGCGCGCAGGGACCUGGAGGAUUCAUCGAAACACAUCAAGACCCUGGAGAGACAGAUGAAGAGCCUGACACAGGAGAGGGACGACCUACACAAGGUUAGAAGCUGUAAUACUUCCUCUAGUAACCGUCGUUUUUACAGUCGAGUCAGAGUCACAGCCUGAGUCAGCAGUUUAACCGGAGCGCUGUACUCCUCCCAGUAUAACGAGAAUUAGCUAAUUGACAAUAAUAGCUGUAAGAGGCGGAUCGAGAUACUAUCAGACUUCAUCCCGGAGGCGAACUCAGUCGAAUGUUAAAAACACGGAGAGCACAAAACAACCCCAGCUUCUCUCUGUGUGUUUAUACUGGUCGACUUACAGGUCCCAGCCCAGUGUUUAAACUGGGAGCAGAUUGCCAAGGCCACUUCAGUAGCAGACUGUUCUUUGUUCAGGGUUUCUGCUGGCUCUUAAAAAGUCUUAAGACGUCUAAAAUUCGCUGAAAACCUCAUAAAAUGUCUUAAAUACUAAUUUUGAAAGGUCUUAAAAUGUAUCGAUUUUACUUACAAGUAAAGAUGAAUUGAAGUAAUGUAAAAUGUUCCGAUUUCUUUUCAUGUCUGUUGUAUUUUUUCGCCAGUAAAAUAGGGUUUAUAUAAAAAUAUUGUAUUUAUUAUGGUCUUAAAAAAGUCUUAAAACUGACUUGUUGGAGCCUGCAGAAACCCUGUUGUUGGAGAUGUUUUAAAAGCACACAGACUCGUAUUAUCACCGUUUUUACUGCUCAUUUAAAAGUCACCUGUGCUCUUCUCUUCCGUGUUAAUCCAACAGGAUGUCGCGGAGGCCAACGAAAAGCUCAAGUCUCAGUCUAAAGACCUGAAGGAAGCUCACAGCCAGAGGAAACUGGCCAUGCAGGAGUUCUCCGAGCUCAACGAGAGACUCACAGAGCUCAGGUAUCGUCACGCCGCUUGAGCAUUUCGAAUUAUCUUCACGUUUGUUGUUCCUGAAACACUGAACAUCUGUCGUGACCGGCCUUUUCAUUCAGGUCAGCGAAGCAGCGCCUCGCACGCCAGCUGCGGGACAAAGAAGAGGAGAUGGAGAGCUUAAGUCAAAAGGUUGAGGCUCUCCGCCUUGAGGUGCGAAAGGCCGAGAGGGCCAAGAAGGAGGUAGAGUAGUCUCCCUGUGGUUGGUAGAACAUCCCGCUCCGUCCCCUGCUAACGUCUGUGUUGUUCUCGUGUUACCUCUCUAGAAUUUUUUACACUGUAGAUCCAUAAAUGUUGGUAUUAAAGCGGAUAAAACCAUAGAACUCCUACAUGGUGUGUGAUCUCUGCGUGCAUUUAUCAUCAGAUGGAGGCUCGGGAAGAGGAGCAGGCGGCAGAGACUCAGAAAGAGAGGAAGCUGAGAGAACGUAACGAACAGUACAGCCGACAGCUGGAGGAGGAGCUGGAGGGGCUGAAGGUAAGACCGCAAACGAACAUGAACCUUCAACUUCAGAAGACUUGUCUCGAUUCAAAGAUUAAACCCCGAUGUCUCCACGUUUCCAGUUGAAGCAGGUCGGCUCCUCUACGAUCCCAGCCUCAGCAGACCAAUCCCAGGAGGUGGGACGCCUGCGGGGAGACCUGGAGAAGAAAACCCUCUUGUACGAGGAGGAGCUGGGACGCAGGGAAGCGCAGCACAGCUCGGAGCUCAAAACCCUGCGUAAGGAGCUGCGGGACGCGGAGAGCCAACACCUGACCCUGCAGAAGGAAAUCCUGAUGCUCAAAGACAAGCUGGACAAAACUCGCCGUGAGAGGUAUCUUCUAUCCUCCUCAGUGAUUCUUUAUUCUUAUUAUCACAGAUUUUUGUUUGGAUCAUCAAUGUCACAUCAUCAUUUUUCUUCAUUGUGUUUUCCAGCGAUGUGUGCAUGAGGUAAUCUCAAUUUUUAAACAGAGCUCAAGUCCAGGUCUAGUAUGAAUGUGUAGAAACUGUUUCCUUUAACAUUUCUAGACUUGAAUGUAGAUCUUUUAGUGCCCCUGUACCUUAGUAACCUUCCUCUAGGACUCCCAAGUCCUUCUAGCCCCCUCCUAAGUUGUCCCCCAGUUCCCUCUCCGACUAAAAAGUUGUUGAUGUUUUCCUUUUGAGCGUAAACAUCAUGAAACUUAAAAAGUCACUUUUACUCUCAAACAUGAGUGUCUGAGGUAUCUGCAGUGUUUCGCCAACUUCGUGAGGGUGAAAAUAGUGGAAUUAAAGAACCGCCAAGUCAAACACGACAUGCCAUGAGAAGAGGGGUGACUGUUAUUUGUACUGCAGACCCCUGGUAGGGUCGUCACAUCCUUCCUCUGGAUCUCUUUCAUGCAGCAGCACACCGCUUUAAUCUCCUCUGAUAAAAUCUUGUUUUUCUGAAGAGACAGCUUUAAACCUUUGUUUUCGUACUCCUCGGCCAAACCUUUCUUCCCGGUGUUACCGACAUCUUCUUUUACGACUCUCUAAUUCAUUUUUAAACACACAGAUGUAUCAGAUUCUUCCUGCAUUAAUGGGUUUGGACUCGGACUUGUGUACCCUGUCUUAGAAGCGGGCUUUUGAUUUAGGUUUUAAGGAAAUAUGUGGAGACUAAGGCCUUCAUAGAAGAGGGAUUGCGAGGGAGGUUAAGUGAGAGGAUUGUGAAUAUUUUAUUAUGUAUUUGUUUAUUUUUAUUUGCGGUUUAAAGAUCGGCGUUUAUGCGUCUAAAAGAGCAAAAAUCUGAGUUUUUAUCCAUGUUUGAACGACAGACAGGAUUUGCAGCUGUGAAUUCUGCUCAGGAAAUCGACGUAAACAUUGGUAAAAUGUUGUGAGUGUAAUUAUGUGUCGUGUGUGUGUUUUCCUUCAGCCAAAGUGAGCGGGAAGAGUUUGAGACCGAGUACAAGGAGAAGUACGAGAGGGAGCGAGUCCUGCUCACCGAGGAGAAUAAGAAGCUGUCCAGCGAGCUCGAUAAGGUGAAGCACCUUCAUGAGUUUAAGAAUAUUUCUGUCUCGCUCUCUCACCUUUUUAAAGCGUGUUUACCUCGCUUAAACACACACGCACAUUAACACACACUUAAAAAAACACACACUUCCCUCACCCCAGGUAACCCCUCUCAGCUGGCCGAAACUCUGUCAUCACAUUCCUUCCUCCGCCCCCUCUCUCUCUCUGCUUUGCCAAAGAAAUCACUGUUCAAUGUCCCUCAUAACAACACCCUGCAGCCUCCUACACACUCACAUGGAAUGAGUCUCUGGAUUACAAUUUAUUGACUUUGGAAAUCGCUGUUGGAAGUUCAAAAGACCCCUGAAUGUAAACAGUGCGUCUCAGAAGUGGGCGGCUGCUCGACUUAAAGAAUCAAAGGUCCGAGUUUUUUUUGUUUUGAAAGUCUGCGACCGAUUAGUAGAAACUUCCACAAGGAAAUAUAAAGACGGCAGAUGUUUUUACGGCCGGGUCAUUCAUCGUGAUAAUUAUGAUUUUAUUUUAUUGUUACGAAAACAUGAAAAAUAUGUUUUUAAUAACUAUUCUGGCUGCGUGCGAGUGAACAUAAGCAGUCCUUCAAUGCUGAUGGUCUGCUCUGAUGGAAACUAUAGUGUUAGACUGACUCAGUUUGUAAAGAGGAGAGCAGCUCAGCUCUUCAUCAUCAUCAUCAUCAUAGUUUCUUUCUCUCUGUAUGCAGAGGCAUCAAAAUUUAGUCCUGAAUGAAAACAUUAAAAAAAUGUUUAGUGGUUUAUUAAAAAUAGAGCAAAACCAAAUUCCAAAGUGAAAAAAAACAUACUCCUCAUAUAUUUGCUUUUAUUAUUCAAAAAAAAAUCAACUUAUCAAAAACAUACUUCGGGUAUAUUUGCUUUUAUUUUGAAAGGCUUCAAAUCAAAUUCUGACGUAAAAAAGAAAAAAAAACAUACUCCUGGUAUAUGCUUUUAUUUUGAAAGGUUUCAAAUCAACCUCGGACACUUAAAAAAAAAACAACUCCUGGCAUAUUUGCUUUUAUUUUGAAAGGCUUUGAAUCAACUUUCAAAAAGAAAAAAAACACACUCCUGGUACAUUAGCUUUUAUUUUAAAAGGUUGUCAAAUUAACUUGGGACGUUAAAAAAUAAAAGUAAAAACAUACUCUGGGUAUACUUGCUUUUAUUUUGAAAGGCUUCAAAUCAACUUCAGACAUAAAAGUAACCCAAACAUACUAUCAGUAUAUUUGCUUUUAUUGUGAAAGACUUUGAAUUAACCUCUGAUGUGAAGAUUAAAAAACACACUCCCGGUAUAUUUGCUUUUAUUUUGAAAGGCUUCAAAUCAACUUCAACUUCCAGUCUGCUCAGUGGAGGUGGGUUCUCACAGUGGAGGUCUGCAGUCAGACUGUCUUGAAAUAUUUUAGCAGAAGCAGUUGAAGGAGGUUUACCCAGGUGUCGGUGUUAUGUUGUCCCCGUCCCAACUAAUUUUGACAAAAGUUGCUGCUAUCAAAUUUCAGAUUCGUGAAUAUUCUUCAUCAGUUAGUCUUUCACUCGGAAUAUUCAGCCGAAACGACUUGCAAACCAUCAAAUUCUUUUGUCGUAAACAUUUUCUGCAGCCUCAAACUCUUGAGUCUUGAUUUUGGCAAGUUUUGAUCCCAAACAAGGAUGAACACAGAGACGGAUGCAGCUGUUGUGGAGAAAGUUUUCAUGAGAAAUGAUCCGUGUUGGCAGAAAAAUCUGUAAUGAUACCAGGACACUGCAGAUGGAGUUUGAGCUCGACUUUCAUGGGAACUCUGGAUUUAUUAUUCUGUUAAAAAGUCCAAAGUUUUGAAUAUGAGGUGUGGCGUCUGUGCUUUGUGGGAGUCUCAGCCUGUUGUUACUCAGGACUUUAGUCAUAUAUGGUGAGAUUUCAUCACAGAGGGCAAAUCACAGAAUAAACAAUCAUAAACUAGGCGUCUAUUCACAGAGCUGCAGUACACGCCUUAAGAGGCAAUAUUUAUUUCACUCCAUGUUAAUGCUUAUUUUAGCCGCCCGAAGCCUUCUCCGCAUCACAGACGGUUUUACGACCCCGAGUGUCCUCGCAGAUACUCUUAACGGCGGGCUCCGGGAUCGGAAAACGGUUGCAAAACAUCGUCUCAGUUCGCAAAUUACAUCACAGCCUUGACAGUUUGACGACACCAGGAAUGUUUCCGCGGAGUCGAAGUAUUUAGGCAAAAACAACAGGGCGGUUUGAGACUUGUAGUGAUGUCAUGAUGACUCCACGGGCGCACGCCUCUCAUAUUAGGAGGAUUAUGGGAAAGAUUUCUCGAGAUUAAUCACCGUGGAUGUGUGCACGUGAGGGGACACACCUCCUGAGCAACGUCAACGGGAAUGUCAACAUUGUCAGAGAUUCGUUUUACAUUUAUUAGCAGUGUAGUGACGCUCUUUUGUUCACUAAGAUCUGUUUCUGCGUCUCUCCUCAGUUGACCAGCAUGUUCGAGAAGGUGAGCAGCUCCAACAGGCAGCUGGAAGACGAGAUGAGGGAGCUGGCCGACAAAAAGGAGAGCGUCGCUCACUGGGAAGCUCAAAUCACAGAAAUCAUCCAAUGGUGAGACACCCGAACAUGCACCAACUUUCCCGAUGUCACUCUCCUGCGUCUUCUGCUCGUGGAUCGAGUUCCUCUCUUCAGGAUGAAUAAAGCAUUUCUCACAUUCCUCCCAAGAUCUCAGAGCCACUCGACCCGCCCUUCCUCUCAGAUCACUUCCCAUUGCAGCUGACACCUCGCCAGCUGCUCGGCCUCCCUCUGUUGGACGGGCCUGCAGUCCUCGCAUUGCACACAUUCCACACACUCACACACACACACACAUAUACUUACACACACACGUGCGAGAUACAUCCAUCCAGAAGCAGAAAGACGCAUACGCCGAUACACACACUCACAUUCCAAACAUGCACGUACAAAUGAGAGAGUGGAAUGUGGUUUCUGAUGGGUUUGGUGAUCUAUGAUGCCCCCUGGUGGACAUGAUGUACACUCACAAAGGCAGGGUUUGCACGCACAGGGAGGUAAAUAUGUUGAAUUGUGUGUUUUUUCUGCAGGGUGAGUGAUGAGAAGGACGCUCGGGGUUAUCUGCAGGCUUUGGCCACCAAGAUGACGGAGGAGCUGGAGGGACUGAGAACCACCAGCCUGGGAGCGAGAGCCACGGUGAAACACGCAAACAAAACUUCAACUUAUUUUGGGUUCUCUGAGGUGAAAGUUUGUCACGAUCUUAAUUGUGAUCGUCUCUGCGCUUUAGGACAUGCCCUGGAAGAUGCGGCGCUUCGCCAAGCUGGACAUGUCAGCCCGUUUGGAGCUGCAGUCCGCCUUGGACGCUGAGAUCAGAGCCAAGCAGGGCAUCCAAGACGAGCUGAACAAGGUUAAGGCGAACAACAUGUCCACUGAAUGGUAAGAUCAUAACAAGAAUGAGUAAAGAAAGUUUGGCAGACAUCAGGACAAAACUCUAAUGUGGUUUUUUCCGUUUCUCCAGUAAACUGCAGGAGGUGGAAACGAAGAACCAGGAGCUUCUGGCAGAAAUUGACAGACUGAAGAAAGAGACGGAGGAGCUGCGGUUACGGAGAGGUAGUUUUUCUCAUUUUCAAGGACACAUGAAAACAUUUAUAUUGCUUUAACCCCACAUACAUGCGGCAGUAUUUUAUUAGAAUCAUUGGCCAUCAUUUAUCAAACAAACCUACAGCAGAAAACCGUCCGUACGACCAUUUCCACGCAAGGAUCAGCAUUUAUUAAUUUGAACGUGAGCAUACGAUCAAAUCUCACGACAGGUCUGACAUCGUGCUUCUGAACCACGAAUAUUUAAGGGUGAGACGUGUUAAUGCCGAUCGAUUUCAGCCGCUGCAUCAUACCUACGCUGGGAUUGGUCAGAUACGAACCCUUUCAUAAAUCUCACGUGUGUCCUAUCGUACUGCAAAUCCUGCGCUCAGAUCUACACAAGAUUGAUAAAUGAGGGCCAUUGUGUGUCGAUGAUUAAAUAGACACAACACACUCUUAACUUCUCACCGCAGUCAUAUGACUCCCCCCGCCAUACACACACACUCACACACACACUGUGAAUUGUUUAAGUCGCCCUUUGAUGUUAAAAUCGCCGACUUAACCGUGGUCGUGUUAUUUGUGCCGUGCCUGUAGGUGUCAAGCACCAGGAUUCCCAGAAUUCCUUCUUGGCUUUCCUAAACGCUCCGACCUCAGCGCUGGACCAGUUUGAUGUAAGUGUUUAGGAAAUUCCUCAUACCAUAUAUGGGCGUGGAAGUCCAGAUUUAAAGCCAUUAUUCAGAUGUAUUUCUGCUUGUUUUUUGUACUAAUCUCUCUUAUGAGUGUUUCUUUGUUUCUAUUUGUUUGUUUUUCGCUCACAUUCACUUCCCGAGAUCUUUAUUUUCGUUUUAUCUUCUCGGUUGUUCCUUUGCUUCAAUCUCUGGUACCUCAGGACUCUUAUUCUUCAUCCUCAUCCUCUUUAAUUGAGUUUUGGGAGGACGUAAGUGUCUUUUUGUUAGGCAGAGGUCCGUGUGUGUGUGUGUGUAUAUGUGACAGUAGCAGUCUCCAAGCUGAGAACAGCAGCAUAGAUCUGUGUUUACAUGAGUUUGUGUCUGUGCAUUAGUGUAACUGAAGAAGAGCAGAGCCGCUGCAGAAGUAUUCAGUCCUGUUGUUUUUCAGUCUGGACCUCAGAGAAAUGAGGAACACAUGAAAUAUGAUGAAUUCAUAUUAUUCGAGGUCAUAUGAAUUCAUUUAGUUCAAGUGCCUUAGUGUGAGGAUUGAUGUCUUCUGCAGUUGUCUGCUCUUGGGUUCAGUUGCUUGCAAGUCUUUGUUGGCUAGUGAGCUCGUAAAUAAAAGUACCUCUGCUUUCUAGAGCUCGAAAACAAAGUUACACGGUCAGAGCCAAAAAGGAGACUUGUGCAUCAUACUGACUUUCCCAGCUCCUCUUUACCGAUCAUCAUGUUUAAUUUCUCCAUUUGUAACCGUCUCUUUUUAACCCUUCCUUCCUGAUCCAACCCUGGUCCACAUACACAAGUGAUAUACAGGGAUUUCCACAUGGGGGUACAAACAGCCAUUCUGCUGCUGCUGUUUAUAUAUUUAUAUAUUUAUAUAUGAUAACUAUUAUAAUAAUAAUAAUUAUUAUUAACUCUGUACAUCAAACAGAACAUUACAGAACAUUAUUACACUUCUGGAUCACCUAACCUGACAGACGAUGACGUUUCCCAGCCAUUAGGAAUAAUCAGUCGGAGCCCAGCACUUCUAGCCAGUCAGAGGCGGAGGAGGCAGGACUUUCCCCUACCAACCUUAAAAAAAAAAUCGUGGGCGGGAGGGUAUUUAAACAUGGCGGCGCCGGCGUCUCGUACAGCAGCUUAAGUACGCGCUUAAAAACCUCCAAAGUUUGUGAGCACUUAAGCUUAGAUAAGGUGAAAAAAUUCAAAUAUCAUGGCAGCACGUUGGUGAUGCGCGAACAUUUGAGGAGAAGACUCGUCCGAAUGUCGGAUGACUCGCCUCGGUAAAAUAUUAGCUUAAAUGUAUAUUUCAUAAGAGUAUUUUGGCUUUAUUAGAGCUUUAACGUUAUGCCUGACAUUUAUUAUUAUUGCCACUUAAUCAAAGCAACCUCGUGCUAAAUUUAACAAUAAAUUCAUAGUUAUCCGAUUAGUUGACUAGUGGUUAGAAUAGUGGUUUAUAUUGUUGGUAAUAGUUAGCGUUGGUCAAGUUUGUCAAAAAUACCAGAAAAAAGAAGUGAAAUAGGGAAUCUAAAACUGACGGGUAAAACGGUUAACAGUCAGCUGAAAAGAAAGGUUAAACAGUUAAAAUGGUCACUAGUAACAGAUGAAUAGUCUAAAUAUGAGCAGUAGGUCACAGAAACAGCCAAAAGUUAAAAAAGUUGGUAGUUUACAUGUUACUUUAACAAAUAUUAAGUUUUAUAAAACCUUCAUUGAUAAUAUGGUGAAUAGUGAACGAAUGUUGGAAAGCACAGGUUCACUGGAGUUCAGGUCGAUCUCACCACCUCAGUGUUUCCUCCCCAGUCUGUAAAAAUGUGUUUUCAGCUCUAAUCUGAUACUCACUCAUCUCUGUGUCUCUGCCUCUCCCGCCACUGAAGCGCUCGCCAUCCGUCGGCCCAGCUAGCAAAGGCAGACGUGUAAGCACCAUCACUGCGCUCUGUGAUUUCUCUUGUUGUUGUUUUUUGUCUCUCUGGCCUGUUUUGACUGUGCUUCUCGUUUCUGAGUGGUGUGUGUGUUUGUUUACUGCGGCUGUCUGGAUGCAUGGCAGGGGUCCUGGAAGCUCUUUUGUAGUGAAACGUUCAUGUUUUGGGGGUUUUUUAUUUUGAAUGACGGGGGAUUUUUGAGUAUCGUGCGGUUUGUGUUUCUCUUUUUGUUUGAGACGCUUUGUGACUUGCCGUGCAUGGUGUAAAGUGAGAGAGCUGUGGUGUUUCUUAUGAGCAUGGUCUGUUUUUAUUUGGGUUGUGAUGUGUCCCCAAUAAAAUUGUGGUCAGCUCUUUGAGUCCCGAGGAUAUGACCACAUAUCCUGACCACAAAACUAUUUAUGCUGUCGCCCUUCUCUCUGAUUUCUUUUGUUUGACUAAUUCUCUGUUUCUCUCUCUUUUCUCCUCCGGCUUCUCUCUACCCAGGUGGACUCCAUCGAUAACUUCACCCCCUCCAACACUCCAUCCCGGGAAGACGACCACAAGUCCCACCUCAAGUCCCGCUCGCGUUCUCCCUCCAUGGCCAGUGAUAUGGAGCCUAUAGAGGUCAGAAACUUUGAUCCGGACCUUCUCUCCAUCCCUCCAUCUUUACUGUACUCACAGAAUUUUCCUUUUUAAUGUCCCCCUUACAGUUGAUAGACCAUCCUCCUCGCACGGUCCAGACUCCUACGAUGCGCUCAGGAGGGUACGGCAGUAUCGGACGCUCCUCACCCAAGGUUAGACUUCUUUUACUUUCAGGAUCGCCUCCGUAAACCUCGACGUUUUCUUGUGUUUGUCUCGAUCUUUAACGCUCUAUACUUAUUUCUCUCAGCCUAAAGCACAUCAGUUUGUGGUGAAGUCCUUCAGCACGCCCACUAAGUGUAAUCAGUGCACCUCCCUCAUGGUGGGGCUCAUACGUCAAGGCUGUACAUGUGAAGGUGAGGACUCUGCACACAGGAAGAUCUCCUUCUAUGAUUGUGGUUGUGAUUUAAUCCUAAAGCUCUUCUCUGUCUCUCCUUUGUAUUCAGUGUGUAACUUCUCCUGCCAUGUUACGUGUGCGGAUAAAGCCCCGGCUGUGUGUCCUGUACCCCAGGACCAGACGAAGGGCCCUCUGGGCAUCGACCCUCAGAGGGGGAUCGGCACUGCGUAUGAAGGGCACGUCAGGGUAAGAGGGGAACUCUGUUGUUUCUAAACUACAUGACGACUCAGUAAAAUUGAGAUGUUCGGAGGCUAAACCGUGUUUUUGUGUUGAUUCCAGGUGCCCAAACCGACGGGGGUGAAGAAGGGCUGGCAGAGGGCGAUGGCGGUGGUGUGUGACUUCAAACUCUUCCUGUAUGAACUGGGAGAGGGAAAAGCCACACAACCGAGUGUCGUGGUCAGCCAAGUCAUAGAUAUGAGGUACGAGAACCGCAUCUUUUGUGAUUGAGUGUGACUCCUCCAGAUUUAUCCGACAGAGUCACCGUCUGUCGUCAUAUCGCUUGUUUCGUCUCUAUACGACGGCAUAAACAUUAAAGAUAUCUGGGGAUGGGAAUUGAUAAGAUUUUUUCGAUAUCGAUGCCAUUAUUGGUUCAAUUCUAAACGUAAGGUAGGCUAUAGGUUUUCACGGUUAACUCAAACAUUUAUUGCCAUCUUCAGUGAGAGUCCAAAAAUAAUCAAACAAAAAUGCUAUUUGUACAACAUUUCUGGCAUGCGUUGUGUUAAUGUUAACACAGGACAUACGUUAGGGUGACCUCCAAAAAGAGGACACUACUAUGCAGGACUGAGUUAUGUACGAAAUUUUGAGUUUUUUUUGGUCAGGUCGAAUGUUUUUAUGCGCUUCUAACUCAGUUAAAUGCAUAUUCUGAAUAUCCAAAGACAGCGCAUGCGUGUGUCACAUCAGAGGCUUUGCUUAGAAGUGAGUGGAGGGGCGGAGCUGCAGAGAGGACUGAUGCUCUGCACUGUUUUAUAAUGAAUGAAGACACAUUCCGGACAUUUGAAGGAUUUUAUAAACACCCCCCGACAAAAUAGGACAUGUCUUGGUAAAAGAGGACGUUUGGACACCCUAAAAUACGUACCUUACAUGCCAUGCUGAGACGGAGCGGCAGCGGCUGACAACCGGUGGAGAACAUCUAAUACAUGUGACUCUUUAUAUUUGAUGUCGUGACCCGUUGACAAAUGUUUAAACAUGUUUCUGGUGUUUCCACCUUUGCAUGUUAUCACUGCUCGAUAAAUGUUGUGCUUUAGCUCGUUUCUGCCUACUUUUCGUAUUCGCCAUGGUUUUUUCUGUCUCUGUCCCCGUUUGUGUAGACUGGCUCUCACGAGAUCAUUUUUUAAGGCACCCGGAAGAAAGGAAUUGUUAAGGGAAUCGUUAAGAUAAAAUGUAAAUGAUGUCGAUGGAUUGAACCAUUUGGAACCGGUUCUCGAUUCCCGUCCCUAAAGAUAUCAUACUAAUAUAAACAGAUAAAGACAAACAGCAAAUCUCAGAUUCAGAGAGAGCUCUGGAGAAGGAGGUGCGGGGUGUUUUAAAGGAUUUACACUUUUCUGGACGGCUAAUAAAUGUAUUUUUUGUAAAUUUUAUGAAUUGUCUGAUAUCUUCUAGCUGAAUUUAAUGAUUUGAACUCUUUCCAUGUUUUUCCAGGGAUGAAGAGUUUUCAGUUAGUUCAGUCCUGGCGUCUGAUGUCAUCCACGCCAGCCGCAAAGACAUCCCGUGUAUAUUCAGAGUGAGUUUCUCCUCUCCUGUUUAUCCACGUUUAGAUAUAAACCGUCCUCCACUUUCACUAACCUUCGAUUCGUCCUUCUUCUCUCUACAGGUGACGGCGUCUCAGCUCUCUCCCUCCAGCAGCCACAAACCCUCCAUCCUGAUCCUGGCCGACAGCGAUCAGGAGAGGAACAAAUGGGUGGGCCUCCUCAAUGAGCUCCAUCGUAUCCUCAAGAAGAACAAGCUCAAGGAGCGCUUCGUUUACGUCCCCAAGGAGGCUUACGACAGCACCCUACCGCUCAUCAAGACGACACAGUCUGCUGCUAUCAUAGGUGAGAGGACUUUAUACUGCUGCUCUAAAAUCCAGAUACUUUGGGACUGUCCCUUUAAUGAACGGCUGCUGUGCCUCUUUUGCUCCUUUAGAUCAUGAGCGUGUUGCCCUGGGCAACGAGGAAGGUCUAUUUGUCAUCCAUGUCACCAAAGAUGGUAGGAUACUCUCUUUAAUUUCCUGUCACACACCCGUUUAUCCACAGGUCUUUUCUCACCUGUUUUAUUUUCUCCUGACGUCCUCAGAAAUUAUCCGAGUAGGAGACAACAAGAAGGUGCACCACAUCGACCUGAUCCCUCAGGAGCAGCUGCUGGCCGUCAUCUCCGGCAGGAACCGCCACGUCCGUCUCUUCCCCACACAAGCCCUGGAUGGACGUGAGACCGAGUCCUACAAGCUGGCUGAGACUAAAGGCUGCCAGACCAUCGUCUCCGGCACCGUCCGCAACGGCUCACUCACCUGCCUCUGUGUGGCCAUGAAGAGGCAGAUCAUCUGCUACGAGGUUCGACAGAUUUCUCUGGAGCCAGAUUGAAUUUUAUGUCAGAAAUAGUCCUAAAAAGUUGACAUCUCGUCCUCCAGGUGAAUAAGAGUAAGGCACGUCACCGUCGGCUACGGGAGGUGCAGGCCCCGGGUCCGGUCCAGUGGAUGGGUCUGCUCAGCGAGCGUCUCUAUGUGGGAUAUCAAUCUGGCUUCACUCGUUACAGGUAAUCUACCUCUUUACAUCUAUAUUGAAUUCACCGACGUUCAUUUUUGUGCUUUAAUUAAUCUAACUCUGAGUUUCUGAUAACGUCCUCAGCGUCCACGGGGACACGUCUCCUGUCACCCUGCUCCACCAAGAAGACCACACCCUGGCUUUUAUCCCCCAGCAGGGUCUGGAAGCCCUCUGUGCCGUGGAAAUCUCCAGCAAAGAGCUGCUGCUGUGCUUCAGUUCCAUCGGCGUGUACGUGGACUCCCACGGUCGCAGGUCCCGUCAGCAGGAGCUGAUGUGGCCGGCUGUGCCCAACGCUGCCUGUGAGUGGUGGAAAUACUCUGACUUAAUUGGAACAGUGAGCCGUUUACUCGAGACAGUCAACCAAUCCUGUGUCUGUGUGUCCAGGUUACAACGCCCCCUACCUGUCAGUGUACAGUGAGAACGCUGUGGAUGUGUUUGACGUCAACACCAUGGAGUGGAUUCAGACCAUCCCUCUGAAAAAGGUCAGCGCUUCAGAUUCUGGACUGUUCACUCAGAGCAUCUCUGGCUCCACCUGCUGGAUGAAAUAAAUCACUCCUGUUGUUCAUGAUUUUUCCAGUUCUUUAAAACUGACUCUCUGCUCCCCCUUCAGGUGCGACCUCUGAAUGUGGACGGCUCUCUAAACCUGCUGGGACUGGAAACGGUGCGACUUAUCUACUUCAGAAACAAGAUGGCGGGUAAGAGGAACCCCAAAAGUCUCAGUGAAGUCUAACGUGUGACGUCUCUGAUGUUAAACACGCCGGUGGCUUUUGUUGUGAUCUUCUAGAGGGUGAUGAGCUGGUCGUCCCGGAGACAUCAGACAACAGCAGGAAGCAGAUGGUGCGCAGCAUGAACAACAAGAGACGGUUCUCCUUCAGGGUGCCGGAGGAGGAGCGGCUUCAGCAGAGGAGGUAGUUCACCUGAUCCUUCGCUUUUCUCUCCUCUGAGUUCGAUCAGUCUACAGAUAAAUGCAGUCGUAAAAGAUAGUUUUUUAUCAUCUUCAGCGAGUCUUUUGUAUCUUUUAGUGAUUUUGAGCAGGUUAUUCAUGCUUUUAUCACAGCUCCUCUGGAUUAUUGCACUUCAUUUUGGUGUCUGCCAAACCUUGUAAUCGUUUACAGCUCGUUCAAAAUGCCACAGUUUGUGUUUUAUCUGGUCGACGUAAAUAAGACCACAUUCCCCUAUUUUAGCUUCUCUUCACUGGCUUCUUGUGCGUUUUAGGAUUGAUUUUAAAAUUUUGUUAUUGACUUAUAAAUCUUAUAAAAACGGGCUUGCUCCUUUUUAUCUCUCUGACCUUUAAAAAUCCCAUUUUUCAUCUUGGACUCUCAGAUCCUCUGACCAGUGCCUUCUGACUGUCCUCAGGUCAAGAUUAAAGUUCAGGGGUGACCAGAAAAGCUCUUCCUCUUCAUGUCAGACUGUCCCCCCUCACUCCCUGUUUUAAAAUCAGAUUUGAAAACGCUCUUUUACUCCUGAGAACUUGGCCUUUUAAUCGUGUUUUUACUGAACCAUCUAUGUCCCCCUGUUUUUAACGUGUUCCUGUGUCUUUUUGUUGUUUUUUCAUUUUGACUGUACAGCACUUUGGAUCAGCGUUUUGUCGUUUUUAAAUGUGCUUUAUAAAUAAAUCCGGAUUAGAUUGGAUAACUUUUUUGUGUUCGUGUUUCCAGAGAGAUGCUGCGAGACCCAGAGAUGAGGAACAAGCUGAUCUCCAACCCCACAAACUUCAACCACGUGGCCCACAUGGGACCAGGAGACGGGAUCCAGAUCCUUAAAGAUCUGCCCAUGGUACACACACACACACUCACACACACACAGAAGCUGACAUAAACACACACUCACAGCAUCCUUUCACCACUCACAGACGUGUGCGGAUUGAAAUCACACAGAAAAAUGUACAUGUACCGUAUUUUUCGGACCAUAAGGCACACCGGAUUAAAAGGCAUCAAACUUUGUUCAACUCAGGUGUAACGACAAAUAACGGUACAGAAAAAUACGCUCACUUAUUAAUUCAUUCUUCUUCCACAAAUCCAUCAAAUAAAAUUCUUUAUCUUCAGUGUCUGACUUAAACAGCUGUGCGAUUUCGGCAUCAAGCACACUUCCCUCUCGUCAUUAUCUGAGUCGGUCUCGUUGUUGUUACUGGUACUUAGCUGUUCAGCGAUGAUUCCAGCUCAGACGACAGUUACCGUAUUGCUCCGAAUAGCGGCUUUGUUCUACCGAAAUCGUACUUUCACAUUUCGACAGAUCUUUGAGCGCGUUGUACCACAUAAAACCGGUCAGUAAACACAACAAGUAUUCAUACAUAAGGCGCGCUGGAUUAGAAGGCGUACCAUCAAUUUUUGAGAGAAUUUUAAGUGACCCUUAUAGUCCAAAAAAUACGGUAUGCAGAAUUUGACAUGUGUGUUUGUAGACCCGCUUCUGUAGAACCAGCAGCAUGCUAACUCUGAGGUCUCAGCACAGUCUCUGUUUUGUAAACUAACCUGAAAGGCUCGGCUGCACACACGGUCACUAACUUAUCCUCGUUGUGUUUCCAUGGAAACCGUGUCUGUGCGUUCCCGCUCUGAGCUCGGUCUCGGAUCGCACACGGGCCGAGUUAGAGUUCAGUGUUUAUGAGCAUGUCCGUUUACAGCUGCACCCUCCUCACUCCUGUCCCUCCUGCACUGCACUCUGUCUCGUGGUGCGUGUGUGUUUUUGCUCUGUGCGUGUUUUAAACCAGAACGUCCGUGUUCAGGAGAGCCGCGCCGGCUUCAGCGGGUCGGUCAGCAUCCCUUCCAUCACCAAGAACCGGGCGGAGCCAGGCCGCUCCAUGAGCGCCAGCAGCGGACUCGGCAUACGUAAGUAAAAGAGAAAGAGAGCGGGACCGUGAGGUUACUUUUUUGAUGUUUGGUGAUCCUCUCUGACGUCCGUCUCUGUUUCAGGCUCGUCCUCUCAGAACGGCAGCGCUCUGCGCCGGGAGCUGUCGGGCGGGAGCUACGGGUCCAAACGGCAAACCAUGACCUCUCCCUCCGAGAGCUCGCUCUCUUCGGGCGGAGGCAUGGACUGUGGAGACGCCCCGCUCUCGCAGUUCGACAGAGAGGUCAGUGCGAACUUUGAAACUGAGCAUACGGCUUCAUGUGCGGUUGACGGAUGUAAAACCAGAGUGAGCGGAGUCACUUACUCCGACUUUAAACUCUUCUUAAAUUAAAAUACGGAUGGUUGUGUUUCCACUGUUUUUGGAUUUCUGUCAACCCGACAUCAGCUUUGUAUGAGGCAGUCGUAAAAACACGUCAUGAUUGUUUUUCCCUGCUGUGCAUUUUGUUGAAGUUUUCCGAUGUUUUGAAAAGACGAUUCACACUCUCCCUCUUUCAAGAACUCCUCCCUUUUACUCCCAUCCGUCACAAACAUCCUCACCUUCUGGGGGCAGGUGUGUCCCCGCCUCAUCCCACAUCUCUGACAGUUUGCUUAGCCCCCCAGUGAUGUCUGCGCUCCAUGACACACACACACACACACAGACAGACACACACUCAGCUUGGGCAGCUCCUAAAGUAGACUGACUCGAUGUUUCUGAAACCUAGUCUGUAAGAGUCGAGGUCGGUGUCGUGUUUGGUUAGUCAUACCUGUGUUUGGUUCCCCCCCCCUUGACCAUCCAUCAGUUUUUAGCUCCUCCUCCUUCUUCCUCAAACGAACCAAUCAGCUGAGAUCAGAUAGUCCCUUCAGAAGCUUCUUUUGCGGCACCUUCUACCUCGUCCUCCAUCCCCAUCCUCAUAGCCCAUAAGCCCGGAGGCUGUCAGCUCCAUUCCUCGACCCCCUCCUGCUGUGCCUGGCGCCCCCCUCCCUCCCUCCUGCCCCCACCCAAGCAUGUUGUCUGUGGGCUGGGCGCUGAGUCUGAACUCUCCUCUUCAGUGGCAGGCAGUCUCACCGUCGGAGAAGACCCCCGAUCUGAAAAGGGCUUUAAGGACCCUGCUUAGUAAGAUGAAGGUAAUGUCAACAGCUCUGCAACGUCUGCACCCAAACACACACCUGAGAGCAUCGUGUUCAUGGAACAUGCACCCACACGCACACACACGAGUGUACAUACGCAGACACGUUAGCAUGAGGUGCAUUCAGAGCGCACAACAAACACUGAAACGUCCCACGGCCCCUCGCUGCACCAUUUCAGCCCCCGUCAUGUCAGCGGCAUCAUCCGAUGGCUCGCCACAUCCUCCACCGGAGCAUCAGCUGCUGCACCAUCAGCCUGGCUGCUCUGUGUUGUUGUUUUUUUAUUUUUAGUUGCAAAGCUGCCGAUCGACCAUUUUGCAAACUUCUCUCCACUCUCACAGAGCAUGUCUGCUUCUUCACAGCUGCCAGAAAAACCUGCCCGUUUUUUAUUUUUUUAUUUUUCUAAGACAUAAAUAUGAUCUGAUUUAGCACAUCACCUGACACAGCGAGAGGAAACGGAGUUAAUCCUGUGGUUGGAAUAACAUCAGGUGGAGGUGGAGCACCUUUAAAGGAAGAGCUCCUCCUCACAUCCUCUCAUAUAUGUAGAGAACAUAUAUGGAAACAAACUGUUAGAUUAAAGGGAUAUUCCGGCGUAAAUUUAAGUUAGGGUCAAAUACACCGAGUUAGACACCCCCUCCAGAGAUGAAUGUUGCCGACCGCUUGCUUCUCUAGUUACACCAACUUUAGUAACGACCGAACAAUAGCAAUACACAGCGAUCUGAGGAGCCAUAAACAAACAUCAAUCAAAACGCCACUCCAUAGCCACAAAUAAUCCUCAGAACAGCACCUAACUUCAUCAACAGUACAUAUAGGGUCCUAGCCAUAGAACUAUCUUUUUAACUUUGCCUAAUUUCUUUAGCAAAGAGACUAAACAUUACUCAUCUACUCUCUUCCAGCAGCCACUUGUUUGUAGCGAAACCUUGGGCAAGUCCAUCGACUGCUGUGGGGUUUCGCAGCUCAAGGAAGAACAUUUAUGAUCAUUUCUUCAUGGAAAUACAAUCAGACCGAGACGCUAAGGCAGAAGAACUACCACGUCUGCAGAGAAAAAUAAUUAAUAUGAUGAUUAUUACUUCAAGGAAAUGAUAAAGUAAUGAUCAUAAAUGUUCUUCCUUGAGCUGCAUCACCCCUCUGUAAUCCAUGGACUCAUCCGAGGUCCCCGUACAAACAAGUGGCUGCUGGAAGAGAGUAGGUGAGUAAGUUGAAAAGAUGUUUGGUGGCUAGUACUAUGGCUGGGACCCUUUAUGUACUGUUGAUGAAGUUAGGUGCUGUUCUGAGCAUUAUUCGUGGCUAUAGUGUGGCGUUUUGCUCUGUGUAUUGCUAUCCUGCGGUCGUUACUAAAGUUGGUUUAACUAGAGAAGCAAGCGGUCGGCAACAUUCAUCUCUCGACGGGAUGUCUAACUCAGAGUUACGUUGUGUUUGACCCUAACUUAAUUUUACAGUGGAAUAUCCCUUUAAAGGCUGGUGUUUGUUUGUUUGUUUGUGUUCACUGUGAGACAUGAGGCAGUUGUAGGUUUUUUAACACCAAACAGAGCUGAGCGUGAUCGUGUGAUGGUUUGUUUGUGGCUUCAUAGUCUGUUUCACCGCAGUCUUAGAUUUUAGAAACGAAUCUGCUUCUUGUUUUUUUGUUUAUUUUUCUUCUUCUUCUUCUGCAAACUGUGAACUUCACCUGACUUUUUCUGACUCCUGUUUUUCUGAUCAGAGUCCAGAAUCCUUGAACCACUUAUAGCGCGCUUGACUAUGUGGUUUUUUUUUCCAUGUUUUGUAGCUCUCCAAAAUCCAUACUGUCUGUUUCGUACAGUAUGAAGUUGAAGUCAUACAUCCCCUCCUCCUCCCCGAUCAUUCGGCCUUCAUGCAUGUUUGUUUCCCUUCAGCUGAUCAUUUCUGGUCAACUGAACGCUUCAUCUGCUGAUGAUGUGGCAUGUAGUGGGAAAAGAGCGGCGAUGAUCCAAAAACAGAGAAUAUUUGAUAGUUAGUCUGGAUGAUCCUCAGGUUUUUUAUCUUUAACGCCUCCAAAUGCAGCUUUUACCACCUAACUGUCUGCUGUUCCCUUCUCAUCACCCCCUCCAGGACUCGGACUCUCCUCGACACUCCACCGCCUCCAACAGCUCCACCUUCAGCAGCCCUCCCAGUCCGGCCUCCCCACACAAGACCAAGUCCCUGUCCCUGGAGAGCACAGACCGGAUGGGCUGGGACACAUGAGCCUCUGCCGGCCUCUCGCUCGUACCGACCCCACCCAUCCAAACCACCGACCGACAGCACAGGACUCCAAACCCUCCCCCUCCUCCUAUCCCAUCCCCCUCCCCUCUUACACGCUCUCCCCCGCUCACUGCCCAGAGAACUGCACCUCCUGAUGAACAUUUGUCUCAUUUUACAGCCCCCACUUUGUCUCUUCCUACUCCCAAGACGAGGCGGAAACACUAAAAACGCAGCCUGAGUGGAGGUGUACGCGUGAGGGGGGGCUCACGUUCGAAGGCGCGAGUGUGCGUGAAUGCGAGAUGCCAGCGUGUGUGCAUGUGUUUUCGGUAAAGGGCGUCUGAUAUAGGAUUGAAAAAGCUCCCAUUUCGCCAUCAGCAGAAGCAGCAGCAGGCUUCACUGACACUCCUCUGUCCCAUCGAGACUCGUCAGAGACUCCAACGCCUCACGAUGCAACUAAAAAAAAAGAGGAAAACCGUUGAGAGGAAAGGAUUUGUAUUUGUACAUAGGACCCUUUGGGUUUUAGGGGGACUAUAUUUUAAUUUAUUUAUCAUUCUUAGACAAGGAAAGGGAGGUUUCGCUUCUCGGUCUGAGCCCCGCCGUACCUCCCUCAGCCGUCUCUCUUCGGGUGCUGCAGAAUCUCAAAAAAAAGAAAGUGAGAAAGAAAAUGUUUAAUUUUUUUUUCUUUUUGCUCGUGAUGCAAAGUGCAGAGACUUUAACGUCUGUUUUAUUUCGGCUCCAGUCAGCGCUAUUAUCCACAUCACCACCACAGCAGCAGCAGCAGCAGCAGCGCUUUUUCGUGCGACUCUCUUCCAGACUCACAGGUUCCCAUCACUGUACAUACGUUCAAAGUAGAGAGUAAUAUAUGAGAAGAGAAACUCUGUAGAGAACGAGGCGGAGAAGAAGGAGUGAUAACCUUUUUUUUUUGGUUCCUUUUGUGUUUGCUUUCAGCGUGGUUUGGAGUUGUAUUCACACAAAAAGCCAUUUUAAGCCACUUUGUCUUUUUUUUUUUUACUGAUCGGUUUUAGAUUUGUUUGUUUUAUAUUUGAUGUAUGACACUUAUCGAGUGUUUUUUUGUUUUUUUUUUUGCUUUUAUUUUUCCUCCUCCCACUCUGUGUGCUUUUUUGGAGUGACGAAAAAACUCACGUAUGGAUCGACACUACUGCCCGUAUACUGUUGCGUGAACACACACAGAUAUUUAGUGACUCGGUGGAGCGGCUCUGAUCAUUUAAUCCACAUUUAACCCGUGUGUGUUUGUGGCUGAAUUCGCUGUGGUACCUGAUCGGAAAGAGGAGUCCUUUCACUGCGCUUGAUUGAACCAAAAAAAACAAACGGACUGUGUUUGACCUUUUCUGACGGCGGUUUGGUACAACUCUUCGAUUCAAAGCUCUUGAUUUAAUGAGAAUGGAAACACUUAAAGCUGCCAGACAGUCAGCACUUGGUUUUGAUGAGUUGUCCAAACCUGUUACCUCUGUUCGUUUAAACUUUAGGAGUCGCUAACGAGGCGGGAUGAGGUCGAACUGUAAGGGAACAAUAUGCACAAAAGCUGACGUGAAACACUAACGAUAUUACCGUAUUACCUGUAAAAGACGUACACUCAUGCUGGUUUUUAGGGCGCCUAUUCUGUCGCAUCCGCUUCUCGGUUUGAAAGGGAAACCAGACGAUUGGCGGUCAUUCCAGCGGGUUUCUCUGUCUGACUCCUAAAGGCCCAUUCCAAGUAUUUUUUAGUAUUCCAUUUUAUAUAAAGAGAGAGAGGGGAGAGAGUUGGAGAGCCGCAGUGAAACUCUGAAUGGUUUUAUUCCAAAUAACCACCUCUUAGGAUCUUUUUAAGCUAGCGCGUCUCCUCCGUUCCUGCUGGAGUUUAUCUGUAGAAUGUAUUAGGUGGUUUGGGAGCGGGACUGUCUCAGCCGGGUGUUUUAUUAUCGGCCAAUAUUGUACAGAAAAGCUGACCCCAGUUUUAGGGAAGAGAAACUCAGGAAAUGUCAGAACCAAUGAUUAUUUUUUUUCUUUAGAUGGUUGUAAGUGUUUUUCGUUUGACGGGUGGAUGGAGUGAGUGAGUGAGUGAGGGAGGGAGGGACAGGCGAGUCAGGCUGUAGUGUACAGUAGAUAUGAGCCAGGCGAGGGGGGGGGGACAGUGGGAGGAGAGGCAGCGAGGAUCGAAGAUGUAAAAAGAUGAAAUUUGAGAUGAAUUUUAGGGGUGACCUGUGCGUUGACGGCUGAGGUGCCACAGUGGAAACUUUGAAACGGAAGAAAAUCUCAAAAACAUUCAAACGCCUUUGCAUUUCAGUGAGGUCUUAUCUACAGUACCUUCCAUAUUAUUUUGCUCUUUCAUAUCAUAUUACACUUUGUUUUUUUUUUUGGUUUUUUUUUCUAGGAUUGCUUUGUAAUAAUUUGUACAGUUUUGCAUGUUAUAGAUGUAAUCAUUUUGUUUUUCGGUUUGUUGUUUUACUUGCUCCUUUUUGAACGGUUUGGGCGUUUUACUGAGGAUAACCCACUACAGGUGAUGUAGAUUCUUUUUUGCACAAAAAAAUAUUUAAGGUGUAAGGUCAAAACAAAAAAAAUAAUGUAUGGAACUGGCUGCCACACUUAUGUGGAGAACUCAUUAUAUUAACCUGACUCCGAUGUAUUUCAAUAAAGCGGAGGGCUGUUACAAAUACAAAAA